This is a messenger RNA of Pelobates cultripes (western spadefoot toad), 47189 nucleotides long. Lineage: Eukaryota; Metazoa; Chordata; Amphibia; Anura; Pelobatidae. The record is from the annotation of a GenBank genome assembly.
GGUAAUACAAAAUGUUGUUCAACUGCACUUUAACCAAUCCAAGUUAUAUUGAUUUUACAAUUAAAGGAGUCCAUCAAAAGCUACCUUUCACACCGUUUGAUAUAGCCAUUAUUUUUGCUCUGCAAUAUGGUAAGCUAGGGUUCCCGGAGGAUUUAACACUGGAAGGAUGCAACAAAAGGAGCGAGAGAGAAAAAAAAAAGAUAUAAUCCUUCCUGUUCCCUCCUCUUAGUCACAGCAAAACAUAACGUUCUACUAUUUUUGGAUUGUAAAAAGGGCCUCCCUUUGAAAGCAGAAGGCUGUGCAUUCUAAAUGACAUCACUUUGCAUUCUAAGGCUGAGUGCUCGAUGUUAACAUGUCAGUGCAUAGAUUAUUUCUUUUCUUCUUCACUGCAAGGCAGAGGGACAUUUCCAAUCACACAGCAGCACAGCACUUCACUAUCCCCGUCACAGCACAUUGAUCCCCAGACAAGCUGCAGGUUCCUAAGGAGAUCACAGAGGUGCUAUAAAAGAAGAACGAGGCAGACACAGAAACAAAAACCCUUAACAAAAAAACAAAAAAUAUAUAAUAAAUUUCUUUUUAAAAACACCUUCUACCGGGCUGACAAAUAGAGAAAGACACUGCAGAAAAAAAAAAAUAAUAUAUCCCAGUUAAUGGUCUGGGAUAUCCUUUUCACUGGCUGGAAUCAGAGAGGAUGGAGAAUGGCAGUGGAUGCCCUAGAAGAAUUGCCUUUUUCUUGUGUGUCUUAUUUCUACAUUUCCUGAAUAAUGGGAUCGAAGGAAGGAAACCGGUUAAAUCGAAAUGCCCUAACUGGUGUACCUGUACCAAGGAUAAUGCUUUAUGUGAAAAUGCCAAAUCCAUCCCUCGACCCUUCCAUCCUGAUGUUAUCACACUGUAAGGGCUGUAAGCAUUCGCUUAUUUUACUGUAUGAUGUGGUGUAUUGUUUGUUUGUUUGUUCUUUUUUUUAUAACCUGUUCAUCAAUUCCAUGCUUGUAUUGUGCAGGUUUUAUCCCAUUGCAUGCCAGUGUGGGGGAUGGGGGAGUAAGUAACUCAUUUACACAACAUUGUGGUACCCAAAUAUUUAAAUUUAUUUUGCCUUCAACAAGCUGCAUUACAACACAAUUUAUAGAACCUUAACUACAUCAAUUCCAGGACUUCUAUAAAGCUGGUUUAACCCCCUGGGUGCUAGCAGGGGUGAUUAACUAAUUUACUCAUCUCUUUGGCACUUAGACAUUUAAAUGUGUUGCCUUUUAAAAUCUACAUUAAAGUACUAUUAAAACGAUCCUAUUUCCUAUUGAAUUAGGAGCGUUUAUCCCUUAUUGUGCCUUAGGGUGACUCAUUUGCUCAUCCCAGUGGCACCAAACAUUUAAAUGUAUGCUGCCGUCUACAACCAACAUUAAUUUUUUUUUUUUUUUUUACUUUUCCAUUUGUCAUAUCCAUAUUAACAUUUUGUUUGGACAUCUGAACACCUCAUUAACCUUUUUAUACCAAAGGGGUGAGCAAUGGGUUGUUCAUGCCUCUGGCACAAAAAUGGUUACACAACGCUUAUUUUUUUUCUUCAUAUAUAGAUACUUGCACCAGAUGGUGCUAGGGUUAAAAUGUAAUUUAAAAAAAAAAAAUUUUUUGUGUGUGGGUGGGAUUAUUUUUUUUUAAACAUUUUUUUUUUUAAUGUUAUUGCCAAGUAAGAUUUUUUUAUAUUAUUUUUUAUUUUUACAGAUCACUUGUGAGAUCUGAAUUUACCGAGAUCCCAGAGGGGAGUUUUUUACAUAUACCAUCUCUGCAGAUCAUGUAAGAAUCCCUUCUUUCAUAAUCUAAUGAUGCCUCUGUGCGCUGUGCACUUAUGGGUGAUUGAAAGGUAAAGCCGUAAAAUCUUCAUUUAAUCUAUUCGAACGCGGUUGCGUUUUUAGCAUUUGAACUGCGGAAUGUUCAGGACUCCAUCUUGAUUAGAAAGAAUAUAAUGUGCCCAUGUCAAUGAUAUGAGUGUGGUAGAGGGUAUAUACACUGCAUCUUGGUAUUGAGGUUAAGGAAGCAGAGUUCUCGUAUUCAUUACAUUAGCUACUGAUACUUAAACACAUCUAUGGAUUGCUAUAAUAAAGCAUUUUAACCAGUGCUGCAAUCUAUACCCAACUCCUUUGUUUUAAUGUAAAAGCAGCACGCUACAAACUGGGAUUUAUGGACAAGUAAAAUGAUUGAAUUGCCUCUAUAUCUCUGGGCUCUUAAACAGGAUGCAUCUAAGGGGCACCACUUAUUUUAGUCAUACAUGCAGCAUACAUGUUCCUUAAGGGGACCAUUGGCAAGAUAGAGGGUUGGUUGCCCUGAGCAAGCGUGCAAAGAAAUCCAGUGCACCUGGUAAAAGGUCUAGACCAGGGUAGGCAACUAUGGGCACUCCAGAUGUUGUGGACUACAUCUUUCAUAAUGCCGUAACAGCCAUGUUGCUAUCAAAGCAUCAGAGGAGAUGUUGUCCACAACAUCUGGAGUGUAAAAGGUUGCCUAUCCCCUGGUGUAGAAGAUUCUAACAGAUCUGUGGCAUUCGAAGCAUUCCAACAACCUGCACUACUGUCCUGCAGAAAAUACAGUGGUAAAUAAAUUAGUGUUGGUUUUCCAGGACCUGUAAACAUUUUUCCCUGUAGUUAAGCUGACUCAGUAAAACGAUAGCUUCUAGCAAGUCGGAAACCGGAUCACUAUCAACAAAUGCUAAAUAUUAUGACAGAGCAGUAUAGUUGAUUAAUAACUCUGGGUAUAGUACCGCGGAUCAUAAAAAAAAAAUAUAUUGGCAAGCUUGAAAAAGCUCUUCCUUUUGAAUCCAUUAUGUGUCCAGAUUAGGGCUGGCAGAUACAUCAUGUACUGCUGGAAGCAUAACACCUCUAUGCAAUGAUGUACAGAGCACGAAAAGCGCUGCCUUGCAGUUUGUAGCAUCCAUGUUGCAGGGAAGAAAUCAGUUCAUUAGUGAUGGGGUUGUGCAAAGGAAAAUGCUACCAGAAUGCAGAUAUAAUUUGUGGUUGAGAAAAUAUGGUGGAAUUGGAAUUCCUAUGACUUCAAACCCUGGUGCUAGGCAUGGUGUUGAGGUGGUGAUUUACUAUUAUAAACUUUUUCUUUCAAAAUAAGAAAUAUUUGGUAAUUCUGUAUUAAGGAGGUGAGGUUUGUCUGUUCAAAGUUUUGAUUCCUAUCAUAUUCAGCUGAUUGUGUCCGUGAUAGGGAUCCUUAGUUUAACCCCUUAAGGACACAUGACAUGUGUGACAUGUCAUGAUUCCCUUUUAUUCCAGAGGUUUGGUCCUUAAGGGGUUAAAAGAAUACGAACAUAUAUUGCUAACACUAGAGGAGACCCUGCCUCCUUGGCUGCAAACAUCAAUGUUGAUGAUCUCAGACAAUCCAAUGCUUUCUUAUAGGAAAAGUAUUAGGAGGCCUCUGCACAUGUGGUGCACAAAUCUAAUGGUCUCUAUGAGACAAUCUCAUUGACAUAGUCCAGGUUCCAGUAUCACAGCCACUAGAGGUAUUUAAACCCUGCACUGCAAACAUUGCUGGUAAUGAUUUCAGUUGCAGUUUUAAAACUACAGGGGCACCGCAUGGCACCUAAGUCACUUAAUUGAGACCACUAUAGUUGUCUGUGUGCCUAUAGUGUCCCUUUAAGCCAAUAUAUUGGAGGGGCCGUAAAAUUGCACAUCUCUUUAUCUAUUUACUGCCCAGCCUUGCCCUUGAUUACAGAGCAGCUUGUACAAGCAGGGUUAUAACCUAGAAUACGUGGGGCAGAGACACACAUAGGGUUAAGGAAACAUAAACAUAUUCCUAACACAAUAGUGCUAGAGUACAUGUUUAGGUGUUCUGCUCCCCCUCAGAGUUGAGUUACAAGGUAGUUUACUUACCUCUUCUCCGAUGCUGCGUCGGUCUCGCCACCGAUGAACACACCUCCCUGGCUAAGAUCAGCAGUCUUGAGGAUCUCAACCAAAUCAAUUUUUCCUAUAGGAAGGCAUUGGGAGGCAAUUGCGCAUGCGCAGCAAAACGCCACACUGUGCCAAGCUGAAUCUCCUCAUAGAGAUGCCUUGAAUUAAUACAUCUCUAUGGGGAGCAUUCAAAGUGUGGAGAUGCUGAAUGCACAAAGUGCAGCACUAGAACUAGUGGCCGUUUGAGCGACUGCUUCUAGAAGUGCCACUAGGCAGCAAUGUAAACACUGCGUUUUCACUGAUAUGACAGCAUUUACAUUGAAAAGCCUAUAGGGACAUGCUAUAGACACCAGAAACACUACACAAAGCUGUAUUUUUUUUCCAUUUAAGAGCACUAUAAUGGAGAUUGCUGAACAUGCAGUCUGUAUCACACUAAAAAAUGUUUGAGUUAUAAAUUGUGGUAAAUUAAGAGUAAAUUGGAUGACUCAGAUUCUGCAAGUGAGUUGUGUGUGGUGGGGUGGGGUAGACUAAUGUAUGGAUAAAAAUGACAUGAUAAUAUGCUAAGCUGUUCUAGAGAAAUGGGCUCCUAAAAGAAUGGAGGCUACAGGACAAUUUGGUAGGCAAAAAAUACACACACAUACGUUUUCUUUCUUUUACAAAUGCUUGCACACACAUUCCCACUUACAUAUAUACACAAAUAGUAUCACACUUGCGCACACACACACACAUAUAUAUUUACAUACACACACUUACACUCUUUCUCAUACAUACAAAGUCAAUUAAAUGAUAAAUUGAGCCAUCCAUACAUUAUGUCCUUAGUACAAAUCACAACACCCCUAUCUUAUUUACAUCCCCCCCCAAAGUAUAACAAUUCCCAUCCUGCUAUUAAGUUACAAUGACAGGUUGCCUUUAUUCACCUAACUUUUCACCUUUGCGGUGGUCCAGUGGCAGGUGCAGUAGGUGAGUGUGCCCACCCCAAUCUCUCAGUGCGCCUGUGUGACUGACUAAUGACGGGAUGAUGAGUUAUCACGAUAUCGCUCCAUCCUUUAUCAUCACAACCACAGAGUUAGGAUUGUGUAGAGUUAGAAAGAUACUGAAUUGAAGAAUGUUUGUAUAUUGUAAUUAACAUCAUGCUCAGACAAAUCUCGUCUACUCCUGUAUGCUCCAUCACCCACAAAAAUUGGAAAUACGCACAACUCCAAUUACGCUGAGGCAAUGCUUUUGUGGUCAAGAGAUGACCGUCCUGUUCUAUGAUGUGGAAAAUUACUUCUUUAGAUGUAGGAAUAAUUGGUUUUUAUGUAUCCCCUUCAAUUUCAAUAUUUUUUCCUCAUAACAUGUCAAAUAAAAAUGAAUGCAACUAUAUUUAUGCUAUUAUCUUUUUAUCUGUGUAAUGUUAAACAGACAUACAAGAGAACAUAAUGGACGUUGUAAUGAUUUUAAGCCAAGCAAAAUUCAAGCUCAUAUUGAAAGUUACAAAAUAGUUUCCAGAUCAAUUUCAAUGUCCAGUUUCUGGAGUUUAUAAUGCUUAACUUUUUAUAUUCCAAUUAAAAAAAAUUGAGCAAAUUGCAUUUUAAUAAUUACUGCAAUGCAAUUCCCGAGCCAACUCUUAUCCACUGUGACUCUCACGGUGAUAUUCAAUAACAUAACAAUUCAAAGUUUAACAUUUAAGGCCAAAUUCUAGAUGAACUAGAGUCGUAGCUAAAUUAGAGAAUUUUUCUGGUUUGGCAGGUUUUACCGUAAAUUUUAAAUUCUCUUUGAAUUCUCACUUAAGUGUAUAACCCUGUCUGUGUAUCACCAUUUUACAAUUACAGAUAAAAUUGAUAUUUCUAUUGCAGAAGUAAUGCAGUGAGUGAGUGGACCACCAUUUUUAUCAAACUGCUUCAAAAUACUUUCACACUGGACACAGGUGGACUGUGCCCCCAGCCUAAUAAUUUCAAAAAAACUACAACAGACUUAAGUGGUUAUGGUGCUUAGAUUGAAUCUAUAAGCAGACUGAUGCUCGCAAUGUUUGUCACAUCCAAAGAGUAAUCAUAACAAGUCUGGAGGGCUUCCAUUGCUCCUACAACCAAACCCCAAGACAAGACAGAAGUCUUCUUGUCCUCGAGAAGCUUCAUGUUCAUACUUUUUGUGUAUUAACCAAACAGGCUGUAAAAUAUACAGCUGUACAUACAAGACAUUUACGCGUUGCAUAUGAACAGCAAUAAUGUGUAGAAUGCAUGCACAUCUGGUUAGCAACUUGUAUUUUAGCCAGUGUUCCCUCCAAGGAGCAACACUACAUUAAACAAAGGGGAUAAGGACAGUACAUGAUGCUAUUGUAGUUACAUACAAUGAAUUCUACAUGAGAAGACCUUCGGAACUAUUUCCUUCAUUGUAUUGCUCACCAUAGGGGAGUGGGAACAUUAAUGUCAGAUCAACGCACAUGGCUCGCCAAGGCGCGCAAGCAUUUAACUUAGGUCAUUCUAAACGUUGUUUAAUUUUGAGGUCUUGGUGCAGUUGACUGUACUCUGCUUUGUUUUAUCAUCUUAUUUAUUUAUUUUAUGAGUGAUCCAACACUCAAUUUGUACAAAGAAAUAUAUAAAUAACAAAAAAAAAGGAUUUUGGCAUCAUUUCAAACCCAUAAUAAUACUUUUUGAAUGAUGUAAAAUAAUAUAACCCGCAAACAUGUGUGAAGACUGUGCUUUGGAAAUUGAGAACAGAAGACGAUCACGUGAUUGACCAUGUGCGGGUCCCAGGAAAGUUCUCUGGUUCUCCAUCACAGGUGCUAAUAAAGAGACAUGGUUGGAAUUACAGAAACCUGAGGUUUAUUAAACAUUUCAGAAAUCACUGAAAUACUGUAUUAGCAUUAACUCCUUCAAGACAGAUGACAUUCCAGCGAAUUAUAUAAAACAUUUACCAAGCCCUGCAUCUUGGAGGGGUUAAUAUGGUGCAUGAGUCUUUCUGUUGCCAGUAAAACGUUAAGCUUUUUUUUUUUUAAUGGGGAGGGGGUGGGGGGUUAGGGGUUUGAGGGAGAGGUAUGGCAAAUGGUUCCUUAGUUUUGCACAGGAUUUGGGAAAAUUAUUACAAACUCAGCUGGAAUUGGUAUCCUAAGCUCUAUAAACACUGCAGUCUAUUGUGCUUUUGUGCUCCGAUUCUACAAAGGCAUUCUGUUUUAUUUUUGUAAAACAGUUUUCAAGCAGUUUGACAAACGAACAGGGGUUUCCCUGAUACACAAUGCCCAUCCCCUCUGCUGUCAAUGUUAUAAUGUGUAGCGAAUGAGUGUGAAUGGAUUUUACUCAUGAAAACUGACAAUGAAUGCGCACUACCUUGAAAGUGCCAUAGAUCAGUGUUUCCCAACCCAGUCCUCAAGGCACACCUACCAGUCCAGGAUUUAGGGAUUACCCAGUUGUGUCUAAGGUGUUUUUACAAAGAAGAAAAAAAACACCUUAGACACAACUGGGUAAUCCCUAAAUCCUGGACUGGUAGGUGUGCCUUGAGGACUGGGUUGGGAAACACUGCCAUAGAUGACCAUUAACAGAUCAAAUAUAUAUUUAUAGUUUUCCCAACCAGUAUACUAUUUGGGCUAACAUGAGAUAUGACAGCAGGGGCCACUUGAUUCCCACAGUCCACAGAUAGCAUGCCUGGUAUUAAAAAAAGGAAUUGUGAUGUUUCCACGUUUGAUUGAAAUCAUAUAGUAAAUGGGUGACCAGGAAGUAGAUCUGCAGGAAUUGAUCAUAUGAUCCUUUCAUACACACGCAUGCCCAGAUACGUAUACACAUAUACUUACAUUCAUAGAUUUACAGACACAAACAUUCAUACACUCACACGCACACAAUCAUAUACACAUACAUUCAUUCACUCACACUUUCACACACAUACAUUCAUACACUUACACACACAUGCACAUGCACACAAUCAUAUACAGGCAUAUGUUCAUAUACACACACACACAAAAUCAUAUACACACAUACGUUCAUACACUCACACACACAAACAUACAUAAAUACCGUAUUAUCUUCCCACACACAUGCACACACCCACAAUCAUAUACACACACAUACAAUCAUAUACACACACAUACAUUCAUACACUCGCACAGAUUUAACUUUUAUUUAGAUCUUUAUCCCUGAGGUCCAGUGGUUUGCUGUUGGAUGCAGCCUGUGCAGCUCCCUGCAGCUCUGUACUGAUGCAGGGGCUGGGCCACUGGGGUGAUGUUACAUCUUAGCUCCCAGCAUUAGUACAGCACAGUGAGGGAGCUGUGCAGCCACACAGCACAAACUAAUUCCCUGCCACUGGUAAGGUCCAUUCAAUUACGUCAGCAGAGCCAGUAGGUUUGUUGCCUGCCCUGGUGAGAGGGGGCACUCUGUGCAUCCCCCUGUUUCCUGUCAUCCAGGGAGGACCUCUUCCCCUCCAACCCCCCCACAGUUAGAACACCACUAUCUGAAACAGCUGAGAAUCUACCUUUUGGCCACCAUGCUAUAGCAUAUAGUGUACCUUUAUUAAACAAUGUUGACGUAUACACAUAAAGAGAAGUAUGUAUAAAAUGAUCCUGUCAAUGCUAGGUAAAAUAGGCAAUGGUCACGGCCACCCAUUGACAUAUUGUUCUAAUGUUCCUGUCCUUUAAAAAGAAACCAUGGAGAAAGAACUGGACUAAAUGUUUCAGUUGUGCAUUUACUAAUCUGAUCCAAUUUAUGUAACGUACAGUGCAGUAAACUAAGCAGCAAUUCCCUUCAUGCCUUAGAAAUUAAAAAUCGGAUCAGUUUGUGCCAGAAUGUUGUUUUCCUCUGAUACUGAUCAUGUUCUAAAACCAGACAUCCACUUGGUUUCAUUCCUAGCAAUGACCUACUGGUAUAGUGUGGUUGGUGUAUAGCUUACCUUCCUGACCAAAAGAUGAUGGCAUUAAAAACCUGUCUGUGUCUAACAGAGAUAAAUAACCUUAGAGACUCAGAUGUUUCUGAAAUGCAUUUCGUAAUUCUCAGGAAGUGAGGUUGUAGUUCUUGAUCCUCUGCAUAUCCUGGUUUAACUACUUAUGAUUCAUAAACUUUGUUGGAACAAACUACAGUGGAAGCAAUAAGUUCACCCUUCAAAUUAGCGUGAUUCUUUCUUCAUUGCCACAUGUUUAAUAUUUUUAAUUUCCACAACAUUACACUAAUAACAACAGUAAGUCACAGUCCACAAAUUAUUUUGAAGGUGAAUUAUUUUUGCAUGCUUACAAUAGAUUUGUAUUAAUAUUGCUAUGCAGUUUCCAAACAGCAGGACAUGCUGUAUGUUCAAUCUUAUCUGGUCCAAAGCGCACAAAUCAGAGAUAGUGCACAUCGGGUUGCAUAAACAGUUUUAACUCCUAAAAGGCAGACAAUUAAAGGGUUACUCCAACCACCAUGACCACUUUUCCUUUUGAUGUCAUAAUGAGGAUUUUAUGUCAUCAUCUGCACAAAUAUUUGUGCUGUGUGAUCACACAUUGCUUGCUCCUAUCAUGCAUUGAUAGUCCGUGAGCGGGAGACUAUAACUGGAUUUAGCCCCACAAAUGGCUUCAUCCAUUCCCACACAAACGGCUGAUGACCGAUAUUUGUAUAGAUAAUGAGGAAGUGAAAUGAUUACUUUUAAAAUAGUCAGAGGGAUUGGGCUUAGAGGGUCCAGGAAUCCACAGGUUUUUGUCAAAGCACUUUAAAAUAUAUUGUGUUUAUAGUGUCCAUUUAGGCAAGGCAAUUUAUUUUACUGUAAAGGAAAACUAUAGGGUCAGGAACACAAACAUAUAUUUCUAACCCUAUAGUACAAACACCGUCUAUUCCCCAUGUUUCCCGUUUCCCCCCUAAAUAUAGUAAAAUCUUACCUUUAUUUUGGUCUGCUGGUGCUGGCUCUGCCCCUGAACUGCCUGGUUGGAUGACAUCAUCAGAAGUGAUGAUCUGAGCCAAUCACAAUGCUUUCCCAUAGGAAAGCAUUGGAUUGGCUGAGCUUGUCAAGGAGACAGAUCAGGGGGCAGAGGUAGCACAAACCAAGCACAGCCUUGGCCAAUCAGCAUCUCCUCAUAGAGAUGCAUUGAAUCAAUGCAUCUCUAUGAGGAAAGUUCAGUGUCUGCAUGCAGAGGGUGGAGACACUGAAUGUCAGUCAAACUGUGCAGCACUGCCCCAGGAAGCACAUCUAGUAGCUAUUUGAGGAGUGGCCAGUUGAGUUAUCACUAGGCUGUAAUGUAAACACUGUUGUUUCUCCGAAAAGACACUGUUUACUGCAAAAAGCCUGAAGCGACUGAUUCUACUCACCAGAACAAAUACAAUAAGCUGCAGUUGUUCUGAUGACUAUAGUGUCCCUUUAAGUUUUAAUGUGCAUAAAAGAUACCUGUAGUGUAACUUUAAUCCUCUGUAGCUAGAAACACAAUUAAAGUGCCUAAUUUUCCUCCCUGCUUUAUAUCAGUACCCAGUAUAUCGACAAAAUAAACAGAACUUUAUUUCACUGCGCAGUUUUCAGUCUCUUAACAUAUUACAUAUAAGGAUAAUUUCUGGGGGAGAGAUCUAAAAAUAGAAGUAUCAAAAGAUACAUUCCAUCGGUUUCCAAUAGCCCAAGUUGCUCUUUAAAUAUAACCUCCUUAGUGUUAUAGGCAUUUUCUAAAACACACCCUAUAGAAAAUUCAUAAAUAAUUAUGUUAUGGAGCAAUUUCAAAUGGUUACUACCUAACAACAGCACAACAAAUAAAAUAAAAAGGUUUGAUCUUUCUGUUUAAUGACUAUGAUUGAGCAGUUGUGAAGAAAUUAUUUUGCUAUUCCGAAAUGCUAUGGAAGUCAUGUAAGCAGUACGUUUUGUAAUGGUAGCUUUUUAAAAAACUAAAACUAUUUUGCUGACAUGCGUUUCUUGCUGUGAGAAAUGUUCCAUGCUAUCUUUUUCCCAUUUCGUUUCUGAGCUGUUUGUAGGUCUAUCCUUGCAGUCUGACAAAUGUAAACUUUGACAUUUGUGAGAAAUUUCACUGAGAAUGCAAGACAAUCAAUCAGUCAAACAAACAAGCACUAGAAGCACUUCCUAGUGAAGAAUUUCAAUAAUUUUACGUUUGAUGUAAAGGCUGCUCCUCCUAGAGAAAAGAUGGAUUAAAUACUUUUCUGAGUGAAGCAUCAGAUUGGCUGAGUGAGGUGAUUGUCCGGUAUGCACAGUAAAUUGUCAGGUUUUUUCAAUGAGAAGCAUUGGUGUGGAACAAAGAUCUCCAGGAUGGUUGAUUUCAUCAAGCGAUGUAUUGGCUGCAGCAGGUAGAAAAGCACAGGAUUACCAGUACAUUUACUGGUGUUUUUUUGUUUUGUUUUUUAAAGGGGAGGAUAUGAAUAUUAAAGGAGCACUAAAGUUCCAGGAAAACAACACCUGUUUUCCAGGAUCUAUAGGGUUAUUAGGUCCCCCACUCUCUCUGGGCCCCCCUCCCGCUGGGCACACUUGCUGACACAGACACACUUGCUGACACACACAAACACUGACAGACACACACUCACACAUACACUUACUGACAGACACACACACUGACAAUCACACUGACAGACACACUUACUGACAGACACACACACACAUUAACUGACAGAUACAUUUACUGACAAACACACACACUCACUGACAGAAACCUUUACUGAGAAACACACACACACACUGACAGACACACACUUACUGACAGACACGCUCGCUGACUCACACACAAACACUGACAGAAAUAUACACUCACACACACUUACUUACAGACACACUUACUGACAGACACACACACACACACUCACUGACAGAUACAUUUACUGACAAAAACACACACACACAAUUACUGAUAGACCCACACACUUGCUAACAGACACACACUUACUCACAGACACACACACUCACUGACACUUACUGAUAGACACACACACUUACAUAGUCUUGCACACACACUCACAAAUUAAUUGUAUUGCUUGUUGCUCCUACCUUUAGGAGUCUUCUGGGUCUUCUCCCCGGGGUUCAGUGGCUUUCAUGCUCUUCCUGCAAAUCUCUUCUCCUGUGCACUGUUUAGUGAUGCAAAGCCGGAAUGAUGUCAUACACCAACUCCCGGCAUCACCAGAGAAGGCGGGCGAGGGGGCAGGAAGAGCAUCAGCUCCAACAGCGCUCCCUCACCUCUGCAUGCCUCCUUCCUCACCCCAUCUUGGUAUAUAGCUGCAGAGUAGGAACCUGCCCUCUGGAAUAAGCAGGUGACAACUCUGCCUUGCUAAAUAGGCAACUUCUGUGCUCCCUGUGACAGGCCAUUGGACUGCUCUGCCCGGCACUCCCCACCUCCUGGUGCCUGAGCGUGGUGCACCCCGUGCACCUGUCUAGGAUUGGCCCUGACAGCCAGGUGGCUGGAUUCAGGCUGCUUUGUUCUGGGAUGGUUGGCGAACAGAGUCACAUUUAAUUUACAAUAACAGAACCAGCGGUCUCUGGGCAGGAGACCAACCAUUGAGAGAAGGAUUAAAGAAACACUAUAGCAUUAGGAAAACAUAUCUGUAUUCCUAACGCUACAGCCCUGAUACCCAUAAUUAAUCAAGUUCACCCCCAUGUAAAAGAAAAAACAAAUUAAAUAAAAUUAAUCACCUUUUCUCUAGUGUCGAGUCUCCCUUGGUGCUGUUGCAACCUUCUUCUUGUAUAAUCAUCCUGGAGGUGUGCUUUCAGGAUGACUGACCAGUCCCAUGCUCCUCAUAAAGGAGUAUUUGGGACAUUAGGUGCAUGAUUCUUGCUGACCAACUGUGAAUGAAUUGCAUCACGGUAUGAGAGUCAGGAUGCAAGAUUUCAGGCUCUCAUACCCAGAGGGAUUGGAAGUGUGGCUUGAAUCCAUGCUUACAAGCUCUCAAACCCUUGAACUGAAUGGUUUGGGAAGGUAGGAAAGGGGGGCAAGACUGCAGUCACUAUAACAACAUCAAAAAAAUGAAGUUGUUAAAGUGCUGGUUGUGUCAAUCAAAAUCCAAACCAGUUUGGUUCCCCCUUCAUUCUUCACAUAGUGAUUGUUAAUGGGCCACAGAUAUUCAUGUUUAACUCCUGGGCCCUAGGAGGCUUCCUAGGGGGUAACCUUAUGAUUAAACCUCCUUUGCAUGUGGAAUGGACAUCCAUACAAAGAAGAAACGUGUCAGAAGGUCUCUGCUAGUGUAGUGUGUCAGACCUGUACUGUAAUUUCUUUACCUUCCUCUCUCUCUCUCUCUCUCUCUCUCUCUCUCUCUCUCUCUCUCUCUAAGGGGUAUAUUGAGCUCCAGUAUUUAAUUAUAUAGCCCUGUGCCUACUGUAUGUAAUAGACUACGACCUGGUUCCUGGGGGAAGUGCAGACAUUAUGACUCUCAUUUCCCCAUCACUACUGCAGCAUACCUUACAACCUCUGCUAUUACACAAAUAUAACAAAACCUAUUAAAUGAUGGAAUAGCAGUCACAAUGUGAGUAUUCACUGCAUUGUCCUAAAUCCAAACUGGAGUAUUCUCUUUUUCUGUGACUUAUGGGAGAAGAGUGACUAGAACUGACGUAAAACAUAGUAUGCGUUCAUUGCCAAAGAUGCUUUAUUUUACUUACUUAAAGGUUUGCAACAGAGGUUGUAAAGGACAUAAAGUAACUAAAAGAAAAGUACCCAAGACAUUGAGGGGCUCCUACAUAUCUCACAGUGAUGUCUAGCCUUCUUUAACCUAUUGGUGAAUAUACCUUAAAACAAUAAUAAUAAUAUUUAUAUAUAUGUAUAUUCCUGCUUUUUAACUUCUAGAUAAACACAAAUAUCCAAUAUAAAUAAUGUAAUUUUUUGACCUUACUGUACUAAUUGCUAUUUAUAUUAUAUUCAUGCAGAAUGUUUACGUCAAACACGUUUGAUGCUAUUAGCGAUGAUGCAUUUACCGGUCUUCCCCACCUCGAGUACCUGUAAGUAUAACGUGCAAAAUAUUAUAAUGUACGUCUGCAACAUUCGCAACAUAGAAAACAGAGCUGAAUAUAAUCCUUGGAGAAUUUAUUUAAUGCUGGUCUAGUUUCUAUUUUCACUCACAGCUCAGCUGUAUCUGUUAACUGUCAAAUAAUAACUGUUGCAAUCAAGUCUCAAGGCCAAUGCUAUUAUGACUAAUUACUGCUCGCUUAGAUUCUCUACCUUGUUAUAUCAUGAGUAACACAGUUUUGCAUUGGGCUGGUUACCAUUAAUUUACUGGCCAUGUUUUUCUUGUAUCCGAUAAUAGAUGGGAACAGGGCUAGCAUUUGAUUGGCUAAAUGAGGGGAAAUUGCCAACUGGCUUCUCUGAAUAGAACGACUUUGGUCAUUAGUUUUAUUUAUUUUCUAUUAAUUCUGUUAUCAAUUAUUAUCAGGCCCAGCCACGCUGUGCUAACUGUUUUCUAAGCCUCGUGUUUGGUGAGUGUAGUGUAUUUUGGUUGUAUGAAUUGUAAAUAUAUUUUUUUACUUUUAAGCCUUGUAAACAUUUUAUUUUGUUCUUUUUUCCAGAUUCAUAGAGAACAACAAAAUUAAAUCAAUAUCAAGGAAUGCAUUCAGGGGACUUAAAUCUCUGGUUCACCUGUAAGUAGAGAGUGAAUACCUUUAAUACAAUGAUGUUCUAAUAUUAAACUAUUUGAAACUUAAACUACUUUAAUACUGACCAGUCGACUGACAGAUAUACUGUAUUUUUCCAUAUCUAAGACUAUGUUUUUCUCUAAAAAAAAUUUGGUUUAAAAUUGGGGGUCGUCUUAUACACGAAAUGUCACUGCAGGGGUGGCGCCUGCCAGAAAUGAAAAAUUUUAUGUCAAAAAAUCCUCACUAUUUUCAGUUUGACUAUUUUGAACUAACAUUUGAAAUACGCUUCUAAUUCUAUACAAUUCACAGUCAAUGAAAAACUUCACAGCUUUUUUUUUCAUCAUUAAUAAAGGUAUUUACAAUAAUAAUACUGAUAAAUUAAAAUGGACCUUAAUUUUCCAGGAUUUUUUAUAUUAUAUUAUUUUAUUCCCCAUAUUUAAGAAAUAUGUAUUUUUAUUGUUUGAGAAAUAAAAUUAAACGUAGAAAUCAACACCUGUUUUCUCCUGCAUCUGGGUGCCUCCAUCUUAGCUUCCCUGACAAUCAUUGUCAUAAGCUCUGUUAUUUGCAACAGGCAACCUUCAUAGAUAAAACAUAUGGAGAAAAAGAGAAAUGAAACAAUGUUUCUUCUGCUCAUUUGCAAUGUGUGCCUUGGCUGUGCCAGGAUUUAACAUGAUUAAUAUAAAUUUAAAAGAAAAUAAAAAAUUACAUGAAAACGGUUAGCACAAGUUAGAGGUGACAUCCAUCGUUUUUUUAAAUUGUGUGAUUUCCAUAGAAGUGAAAGGUCCUCUUACACCAACAGAACUGUGACUUUUACGAAAAACGAUUUACUCACCAGCCUAAUUUCUUCUUCUCACAAUCUUCUAUACAGAAGCAAUAGGCAUUGUUUGGUGUAUUCAUUAACUUAAAUACAGUUCAUGUAAGCAUUUAGAUUUUUUUCACUUCUUACAUCAAUUUACCCAAAAAACACGUUGCUAUUGAAUAGAUCUGUUUCAAAUUUCCCCAUUACUCUCAAUGUAACUUUUCCUUGGGGCUACUUGACAAAUAGGAAGUUAACUUAUCCCUGGCAAUUCCUAUAUUUCCAAUUCCAAUGUUGUAUGAUACUACCAUACAAAGGGUUAAAGUGAGUAUUCGGUCAGCACUUACUCCUAGAGCUCUGUUUAACGCUGGGAUGUAACACAAAGUCAUGUUGACAUCACGUUGGACAAAGAUUCCUCACACACAUGGUUUUAAUCAUCUGAAAUUAAAAUUACUUUUAUCUGCUGUUUUUAAAUCUCUGUUCUUUGCCCUUUCAUUUUGAAAACAUAUAUGAAUAUGACUAAAAGAGCUUAUCCUAAUUGUUCAUAGAUUUGGCUUAUCAAUUGCAAUAACAGAUGUUAAUGUUUAAAAAACAUUUUAUUGUGUUUUAUUGUGUUUUAAUCUGGUAUAUCAUGGGUAGAAGUAAGCAGACUAUCUUGUAUUUUAUUUAUUAUGUUUCCUGGUGGGAUCCCGGGCCCUGUCUGGGGCCGAAGUGCUGGGCGAGCGGCUCUUGAGCUGCCCCCAGCACGGCGCCGAUCCUCAAGGCGCCUCAAAGUGGGGGUACGGAGAGGAGCCCUGUCACAGGGAGCCCAGGAGGUGGCCAUCUGGCCACCUCAAGGCGCCCCCGAAGCUGUGCUAGGUAAGGCAGAGCAGGCACCUGCUUACCUUGAUGACAGGUGCCUGCUCUGCCAACAAAUCUCAAUGACCGGAGGAGAGGGGGACAGAGAAACCAGGCAGCGAGUGAGGCUCUUCUUGCAGCCUCUCACUCCUCCCUCGCAUGCCCUCUUUGAUGCCAGGAUCCGGAAUAUGAUGUAAUUCCAGCCCCGGCGUACUAAACAGCGGGCGAAGGAGUGAGGAGCUGCCCCACACUGGACUCCAGGGAGGUGAUUGUUUGACUGUCAGUGAGUGUGUGUGUGUGUCUAUUUGUCAGUGAGUGUAUGUCUGUCAGUGAGCGAGUGUAUGUAUGUCAGUAAGUGUGUGUGUGUGUGUGUCAGUGAGUGUAUGUCUGUCGGUGAGUUUCUGUGUGUGUGUGUGUCAGUGAGUGAGUGUAUGUGUUUCAUUGAGUGUGUGUCUGUCAGUUAGUGUGUGUUUUUGUGUGUCUGUCAGAAAUCCUUGCACCGACCCUGUAUUACAGCAUUAUUUACUAGAAUGAAAAUUCAAAUUUAAUGCCAAAGUAGCAUAAUUCAAAGCAUAGUUGACGGAUAGAUUUUUUCCAAUUUGAUUAUUUUUACCUUAGAUUUGAAAUUCACUUUGAAUUCUUACUUUAGUGAAUAACCCUGUAAAUGGAGAAAACAGAAUAAAAGAAACAGAAAAAAAAGAAGAAAUGGAGGAAGAAGGCUAAAAGGAGACAAUAAUACUGAGAAAGAAAGCUCAGUCUUUGAUUUCUAGAAGUAGAAGAUACAGGAGAGAUGUAUAUUACAUGCAUGGUCAGUGUUAAUUUUGUCAACUAAAAAUUUUAGUCACAUUUUAGUAGACUACAACUUUUGGAGAUUCAGUGGACUAAAGCUAGACUAAAACUAUAACAAUUCAGAUGAAUUAAAUAUGACUACGACUAAAAUGGCUUUUUAGUCAAAUGACUAUGACUAAAACUAAAUCGAAAUUUGCCGCCAAAUUUAACAUUUCCAGAAGGGCUGUGGAAGGGGCAAACGAGACAGACCAGGGCUUGGGAGUGAGACACCUAGAGGGGUUGGGAAGACACAAAGAGACACAGAGGGGGGCUGGAGAAGGGGAAAACAAGACAGACCAGGGCUUGGGAGAGAAACACCUAGAUGGGCUGGGAGGACACAAAGAGACUCAGAGGGGUUGGGGAAGGGGCAAACAAGAAAGACCAGAGCUUGGGAGAGAAACAUCUAGAGAGGCUGGGAGGACACAAAGAGACACAGGGGGGCUGGGGAAGGGGCAAAAGAGACAGACCAGGGCUUAGGAGAGAAACACCUAGAUGGGCUGAGGGGACACAGAGGGGCUGGGAAAGGGGCAAAAGAGACAGAUUAGGGCUUGGGAGAGAAACACAUAGAGGGGCUGAGAGGACACAAAGAGACACAGAUGGGCUGGGGAAGGGGCAAAAGAGACAGACCAGGGUUUGGGAGAGAAACACCUAGAAGGGGUGGGAGGACACAAAGACACAGAAGGGCUGUGGAAGGGGCAAAAGAUACAGAUAGAGGCUUUAACUAAAUCCAUUAGAUUUUAGUUGUUCGACUAAAAUCUACUGGAGAUUUAGUCAACUAAAACUAGACUAAAACUAAAACAAUUAAGAUGACUAAAAUACGACUAAAACUAAAAUGGCUUUUUAGUCAAAAGACCAUGACUAAAACUAAAUUGUUCCUCCAAAAUUAACACUGACAUGGUGUGGCCAAGUUAAUAAUUAGUACCUUUAAAUAGGUCAAUAGGUCAACUGAGAAUUGUUGGGAAUUCAAAGUGAAUGUAAAGACAAUUUCACAUUCAAGACCAAAAUAGCAGAACUGUGAACAUUCUCCAAUUCAGUUUUUGGUUUGACCACUACCUUACAUUUAAAAUUCACUUUGAAUUCUUGAAUUCUCGAAGGCUUCUUUGAACUCUCACUUUAGUAAAUAGACCCUGUAAGUCUAGCCAAGGGCUAGGGAUCCAGAAGACAGCAUAAAUGUUAUCAACCACCAGACCUCAGGGCAUACAGCAAAAUUUAACAGUUAGGACAAGCCAAGGUCAGGAUGAUAGAAAUUAAAAUAAAAAAUAAAAAGCUAAGUCAGGAGCACUAAUCAUAACAUUACACAGCCAUUUUCAAAGGCUAGAGAGAUAGGCAGGUUUAUAGAACUCUAUCGAGGGAAGAACUGGUAAAACAGGUGGUUGCCAGGGCGUGUGCAGAUAUGACGCAUUUGUGCACAUGUGCUCAGUUACUAUCGUGUUGAUUUAAGCAUUGCAAAUUGAUGUAAACAGCAAGCAUCUGGCAUCGGUCAAAAUGAAAGCAUGGAGUGACUAAGCCACAGAGAUGAAGAUAAUGCUCUGUUUUCAUGUAACCUUAAAGAUACAUACUGCCCACCAACAAAUCACAUAAGUAGAGCACAUACAAUUUUCAAUUACCAUCUUCAGUAUCUGAACAUGAGUAGCUUAAUGGGUUACUGUAACUCUUUUUUAUGAAUUAGGUUUUUUUUAACCUAAAAUGCCCUACUGGUUGUUUGAGUAACUAUUUAAGGACUAAACUUGAUAUUUAGUAACCUCAGAUAUUUACUAACGUGAGAAUUGUCUUUAAUGGUGUGGAGUUCAGUGAUAUAUUUAUACAAAUGGUAAUGAUUUGGAAUGUUGAUUAAAGUGCAGUUAACUUGCUGGUAGUAAUAUGAAUGUAUUAUUUCUAUAUUGGCAAUGCUAUAAUAUUCAGUGUUGUUCGCAUUGUUUUUUUCAAUUUGAUUUUUAAUUGAUUGCCGUUGCCUUGUUAAAGGAUGCACUCUUACACAAUAACACGUGUAGAACAUAUCGCAAUUUUCCAAAGUGAGCUAUUUAAAACUCAUUUUGCGUAAUUGGCACUGGAUAUGAACAACACUAAAUCUCUACUUGCAGAUGAUAUUGGCUCUGCUGAAUGUUAUGACAGCUGAAAUUAACUUUUUUUUUCUUCGAAUUGCUGUGAUUCAUCAUUUGGGAAAAUAAUCACUAGAAACAUGUUAGGCGUUAAAAUAUGUAUGUGGGUGACUCUAACAAUCGCAUCGCACAGUAGUAAGUUUCCAUGUGCAACAAGGUUUACACCCACUAAUCUGACUUUUACAAAAGCUUUAGUUCAACUCUAAGUACGUGUGAAACAGAGUAGAAACACUAGGAGCUUGUAUUAAUGAAAGUAACACUUAUUGCCAAGUUUUACAUUCAAGCUACUUAGCUUAACAAAACAGAAUACAGAUUUGCACACAAAAAAUUGUUUUACAUUUUACAAGGCUACUUAAAAUCACCUAUCAUAGCAAAUCUGGGAAUUCAGUACUGCAUGGCCAUAUUGUGUUAAGCCCACCACUAUAUGACAGUAUCCCAAUAUCGGUGAGUACUACACUAAUUUUAACAUGGGAUUACCAUGCUAACUACAAUAUGUACUACUUAAACUGCGUGCAGAGACUCCUCAAUUUAUGCUUUCCUGUGGUCACUUCCAAACAAGCACGUAAAGUGGAUGGAUGGGGUGCUCAGCCCAAUAGGAAUCUGGUCUGGAUUCCAAAUGUACACAAAAAAAGGGGAUGACGUAGUGGUGGACUUAACACAAUAUGGCGAUAUGGUGUAACUAAAUCCCCAUAUUUAUUUGCUAAGAUAGGUGAUUUUAAGUAGCCUUGUAAAAUGUAGGAUAUUUUUUUGUGUGUGCGCUGUUCCCUAAUCUGUAUUUUGUAUAUAUUUUAAUCUUUACCAAUACUUAGAAAUGCAUGUUCUCGGCAUGAACCCAUUUCCUAAUUUUUCUUAGCAAAACAGAACCAGAGAUCUUUGGCCAAGUUGUACAGUGACUGCCAAUUGACCUGAUUAAUUAAGCUCUUUAUUAGAGCUUAUCAAGUUAGAAAACUCUAAUACAAACGUUCAGAGGCUUUAUCAUUCAACAGUUUGAGCAAUCAUCCUAAUCCGUUUAUCUAUACAUUGCCAAACUUCUGCAUUGAUGAAGUAUUGUUUAAAAUGUACUUAUGUUAACUGCAACACUUAUGGUAUUAAAUUAAUGUUCUUAUGUUAGGAAUACUAAUGUGUAUUCCCAACAUUGGAACGUUUUCUUAACUAUUUAGAUUUAUGGGCCCUCCUUAACUAUUUAGAUGUAUAGAUCCUCCUUAAAUAGUUAAAUAAAGAGUUUUACUCACUUUUAGCCUCCUGGUGCAAGCAUCCCAGGACCACAACAGGAAGCACCUCUAGUGACUGUCAGUGUGAAAGCCAAUUAGAGGUGUCCCACGAAAGUAAUAUAAACACUGCAUUUAGUCAGAAAAGGCAGUGUGUACAACUGACACACUUCAGGAACAGUUCUGCACCAAAACCACUUCAUGUCUCAGGCAGUGGUUCUGGUGCUUAGAGCGUCUUUUUAAUUUCUAAGCUUUCUUGUACACAUGUAGCAAUCCAUUGAGUGGUGCUGGAUAAAUGGAAAUGUAAUUGAGUGGCAGAUAUGAAUAUGCAGGUUUAAAUUAUGUUACAUAGGCUGAAAAAAGAUGCAUUAAGUUCAGCCUUUCUUACACCUGUUUCUGCUGUUGAUCCAAAAGAGGGCAAAAAAAAAGCAGUUUUGCAAAUUUUGCAACAAUGCUAGGAAAAAAUUAAUUCUUAACCUCAGAAUGGCAGUCAGAUCUCUCAUUGGAUCAAGAAGCUGUGAACCCAUUUUGCAAGAAUUCAUCCAGUCACUGUUUAAAUAUCUGUACCAACUCUGAUAAAAUCACUUCUCCAGGCAGAGAAUUCCAUAUCUUUAUUGUUCUAUGUUUAAAUGUGCCUUCCAAGAGAUUAUAAGUGAGAUUUUGCUUUCACCCCUCUUCAUAAUUAUAACCUAAAACUUUACCUCUGAAUUCCUCACAAUUCCCUAUAUUUCAUAAAUAACUCUUUUAGUUUCAAGACACAAAAAAGCAAAAAGUAUGGUAUGUUAAAAAUUAGUUACUUAUUGUGAUUAUUUUAUGCUAUAAUUAUUAUUAGUAAUUCCUCCUCCUUCAGAUGAGUUUGAGUAAAUAUGAUAAUUAAUUCAUAGAACAAUAUAUAUGUAUUUGUGUAUAUAUUCUCUUGUUUAAAACCAUAAUCGUUUAUUUCUUUUGACAAUGUAUCCAGCUACUAAAUGUUAUGAUAAAAAAAAAGAUAAAUGUUUAUGUCAUUAAAAAAGAAAAUUGUGCUCUAUACACAAAUGAAAAUAUCAAAUAAUCAACAUAUGAAAAUAAAUAAAAAGUAUAAGGAAAUCACAUUGACUGCUGGAAAUAUUGUCAUAGAGUCAUGCUGAUAGCAGCAGCAUCGAUAGGGAACAGAGGAACUCUUCAGAAGGCUGGAACAAAACAGAAGAUGAAGGAACUCUGUUCUAGAACUGCGCCGUAUACGUGUGUUCCGAGUUAUAUAUAUGUAGUUUUGCUAUUCCACACCAUGGUAUUUAACAUGAAACUUGUGUUCAGUUUAAUUUGCACGGGUGAAGAAUUGUUCUUCCUCUAUUUGUACAGAUGUUUCUGAUUACUUCCUCAAAUCUAAACCAUUUAGGUGUAAUUUGUUUUUUUGUCUUUGUAGUACCUAAAUAGUUUCAGGAUAAGUUAUGUUUGUGAGUUCUGUUCCGUUGUAUUGUAGUUGUAGUAAAGCUUUUUUAUAGUUGGUGCUAGCUCCCUCUAAUGGCAGCAGCAAUAACAGCAGCAACUUGAAACAGUAUAUGAUGCUAUAUGUUUAUGAUUCUUAACCAAUUGAAGAAUUCUAGAUGUAUAAAAGCAGGGCCGGCCUUAGGUCUUUAGGCACCUUGUGUGAGAAAUGUUUGCGGCUGCUCAUCCAUUUAUAGUGUGUCUAUAGGGAUCCAGUCUUUGUAUAGGUACUUUAUUAAAUAAAUUAUUAUAAAGCACCAAAAAUAGGGAUAGUAAUAAUAUUCAUUCCCCUCCCAUGCUGUUACCUUGAAGGGGGGGCAUGCUAAUUUCUGAUGGUCCACUGUGGUGGUAAUCUGGUCUGCGCCUACGUGUAUGUUAUUUAGUUUGGGUGUAUUGACUGUGUGUGAUAUCUGUGAUGGGUAUUUAAUUCAGAUUUUAAAAAAUGCAUGUAGGCCCAUGUGUGAAUUCCGUUGUAUAUUUUUGCAGUAUCACAUGCACACAGUUCCACAGUCAGACACAAAGUCAGAUUCACAGUUAUAAACAUAUACUGUCAAAUAUAGCCAAACAGUCCCAGGCACAUCGUCACUCGCACAAAGUCAACUGUGUGCGUGUUACAGGCUGAAAGUCACACGCACACAGUUACAGACAGCCACACUCAGUCACAGGUAUACACACACACACACACACUCACACACACAGUCACACACAAGCAGUCACACAUACAUACACACAGUCACAGGCAGACAGUAACACACACAGUCACAGGCAGACAGUCAAAUACCGUUACAGACAAACAGUUACACACCCGGUCCAGACAGUUACAUACAGUUAUAGGCAGAGAGUCACACACACAAAGUUACAGGCUGACACUCACACACACAGUUACAGACAAUUACAGGCAGACAGUCACACACACAGUUACAGGCAGAAAGUUACACAUAUAUCUACAGCCAUACAGUUACACACACAGUUACAAACAGUCAUACACACAGUUACUUCCUUCCAUUAUGAACAGUGAGGGAGGAGUGAAGGCACUGCUGUCCCUGGUUUCUAGUUGUUGGGGAACGUGACUCCUUUCUGCUUCCCCUCAUAGUGCAGCAACCCGGCAGUGGCUUCAUGCUGCAUUUAGCUCCGUUCCAACCUCCCUUUAUUGUGGCUGGCUUUUGAAACUCUGCCACUGCGGUCUGUGUGUGAGCAAUGUCUGCUGCCCAGCGCCCCUGCUUCCAUGGCGCCCUGUGUGGCUGCUAACAUUAUGUUAAUGCUAACAGAAGAUUAGAAAACAAAAACAGAGACAUAAAACAAGACUAAAAUAUCACUGGGAGUGGAGUCAUAAUAAAGAGUGAAUUACAAUUCUGUUGUAAGGCUGGAAAAUACUCUGCUUUCUCCCUAUGCAACACAUGGGCCUCUACAAAGCAUCUUUGGCAGUACUGAUUGCUUGCUCAGUCUGGGGUCUCAUUCAACUGAUGCCUGUCAGGGGUACCUCACAUUCCUGCAACAUAUCAUGGUAUUGCAAAUCUCUCUGGGCCUGUGACCAGAUAGAUGGAGCUGGUCUCCUAGCAGGGACAGGAUCAGGAUGAUAGCAAGGUGUUGCAGUCUUCUGGACCCAGGAACCAUCAGGUGAGGUAUGUGAGCUUGUCAGGUUGGGCAUCUCCAUGGUGCCUGAUGUUCCUGGUGAUGUCUCAUGUAAAGCUUCAACUUCUUGUGCUGGGGAGGAGCACGCAGCUUGGUCCACCGCCAUGAUGAGGACCGUUUUGCAAUUAAGGCCUUUGAAGCCUUCCUCUGAUUUGGAGGUCGCAUCAUGGGUUGUUGGCUACUUGGUUGUUGUGAGGCAAGGGGCAGUGCUCUGCUUUCCAGUCUGCGCCAAAAUUCGGCAAAGAUUGCGUCCAGCUUGUGCCAGACUCCAUGAUGUGAGCUAGUAGGACUGGGGAGACACGCUGAGUUGUAGGCUUGUUUGUAUGGCUUUGCUCUGCUCUCCCUCUAGGUCAGACUCGUCUCCCAGGGGUGGACCGGGGGGGCGGGGUGCGGAGGUAUUGGCCACUUGUGGGAGAUUGGCCACCUCUCCCGCCCGGUACACACAAAGCCACAUGUUGUGAGGAGUGCGGUCAUUCGGCUCCAAUCGGGUCACAGACUGUAGUAUCGGCUCCCAGCCAGAUUGUGAUUCAGGUGGGUUGUCAGUUGUCACCCAAAUCGAGCUGUAUGGGGCUAAAAGUGGCGUUAAUUGCCCUGAUUUCUGAGGAGCUCUGAUAGAAAACAGCUCUCCUCCAUGCCAGUCAGACCCCACCCCCUGUAAUUGUAGUCAUGUGCAAUUUGAAUAAUACUCUGUUUUCCUUUUACUAAACUAAUCUGAGUGAGCUGUGGUAUGUUUGAAGAAAGCAGGAGUCACGUUCUAUUUGUAGUUAUUCUUGAAAUUAGAUUUCUCAAACAAAGUGUCCAUAUAUCACUUUUGUAUUUAAUUAGUUUUGGUCUCUGACACAGAUCAUUGAUUUAGCAAAUUGCAGCAAGCCAAUACAAACCCUGUUACCUUUAUAGUUAUAACUCAUUCCCGAAAUGACCUUGUGUAUCAAUUUAGGGUUUUGAUACAUUAGCAAUUUCAGGAGUUCUGUACAGUAAAAUGUAACUGAUUUUAUUUCCCACGUAUAACGAGGACCCAACUCCCCACAGCCCGCUGUUGUGUUCUUGUGUGAUGAUUAAACAUUCCUCUUUUGAUAUCAUUUAUUUACUGUUCAUGGAGUUAUAAAAUGGUAGGGAAAAAUUGGAAUCUAUACAUUGUGCUGCUAGCAAAUUUCUUUUCUUCAAUUGUAAAAAAGACAAGUCCCUCCAUUCUCUUGUCAAUCAUUUCUCAGGAUAGCGGUCUAUGCUAAGACUUGAAUGACAGUGAUGAGUAGAUGAAGCCUUCUACAGAGGUUUUUUCUACAUUCCAUCGUAGCAACUACAGCAGUUUUACUCCAGUUGCUAUAACUAUACCUUUGGCGAGUGAAUGUCAUGCUGUGCUAGAACAUGUUUCCCAACAUGUGUUCUAGCACCAGUAAUAUACAUUUUUUCAUCUUUAAUCUAAUUCUCAACCACCGCUGCCGACUACUGAGCACAGAGAAGGUAAAGUGAGACGGGCGCCAGCUAAGAGAGAGGAAUCACAAACAAGUGCGGCUCUGUUGCUCUAUUACAUUACUAGUGAAGUAAACCAAGAUAUUAUGUGUGCACAUACUUCUACAUUUGUCAAAUUAAUAUCCUUCUUUCGUUGGUACUCUGCUACUCUGUCACAUGACUUUGCUUAUGUUUAAGCACAUGGGCGCAGGCAGGAGUUUUUCCAGGGGGAGACAAAAUAUGCUCCCCCCUUACUCUUCUACCAUACCAAUUCCUCCUCCCCAUUGCCUACCUUUGUUGGAUCAAGAGAAGGAUUUCCUAGUGGCGGUAAAUUUUAGUUAACUAUUAAUAGGAAAAAAAUCAUAGGAUGAUGGUAGCAGGAGCUAAAAGACAGGUAUGUACCUAUGCAACAUGAGUUUACAGUAGCUGGGAUGGUAAAUAUCAGCCACAACUACACCAAUUUGCAAUCUCCUUGGCAUUCAGUCAGUAAUGCCUGACUGUUAAUCAUGGGAUCUGCAGACAACCACAAAAAGUUAGUGUGUAAUAUAGUCGGGGCCGCCACCAGAAAUUUUGGGGCCCCUAACUGAACUCAGGGUCUGGGCCCCCUGGGGCCCACCUCCAAGACCGCCCACAGGGACUGCCUCCAAAUCCCGCCCACAGGAAUACACACACAGACACAUUCACUGAUACAAAAGGACACAGAUACACACACACACACACACACACAUACUAACAGACACACAUACUGAUAUGCAUAUAGGCAUACAUAAUGACACACACAUACUGAGACAUAUACACAUGUACAGACACACAGCUGUACAUAGUGACAGACAGACACAUGCUAACAUACAUACAGACACACAUGCAUAAGGACAUACAGACACAGACACAUUCAUAAUGACAUACAGAUAGACAUACAUACAUUAAUACUGGCAUACAGACACUGACAUCUAUACAUACAUACACAGACAUACAUUCAUACAGACAGACAUACAUGCAUACAGACACUGACAUCCAUACAUACACACAUAAUGACAUGCAGACAUCCAUACACUGACAUUCAUACACACAUAAUGACAUACACUGACAUUCAUACACACAUAAUGACAGACAGACAUACAUACAGACAAACAUGCAUACAGACAGACAUACAUACAUACAGACAGACAUACAUACAUACAGACAUAGACAUACAUACAGACAGACCUGCAUACAUAUAGACAUACAUACAGACAGACAUAGAGAUACAUACAUACAGACAUGCAUACAUACAUACAGACAUACAUAUAGACAGACAUACAUACAGACAUAGACAUACAUAGACAUACAUAUAGACAUGCAUACAUACAUAGACAUACAGACAGACAUGCAUUCAGACAUACAUACAUACAUACAUACAGACAGACAUACAUACAUUUACAUACAGACAGACAUGCAUACAGACAUACAUACAUACACACAGCUCAUUUUCCAGCCACCCUCCUGUUUCUUACCUUUUCGUUGCAGGAGAGUGGCUGGGGCUGAUGGGAGUAGUCGUCUGAAUCUCCCUCUUCAUUGCCGGGCGCGCGCUCCUUCCGCGUGACCACUUCCUCCCAGCAGCACUUGCUGCGGCUGCUUUUUUUUGUUUUUUAAAGGGGCCCGUUCGCGCUAUACCACGGCCACAGCACUGACCGGGCCCCUGAAGAUACAGGGCCCAUCGGGUGUCCCUUAGUGCAUGAGCCACCCGAUAGGCUCCAUCAGCGUUCGGGCCCCGGUGCAACUGCAGUUCCGCCGCUACACGUGGGGCCCCCAGGGCAACCGGGCCCGUGACAACCGUUAUGGUUGUCACCCCCUGAUAGCGGCCCUGAAUACAGUGGCCACUGUUUAUAAGUACAUUUCCCAUGAAGUUCAGCUAGCAGUAUGGCUGGCUGAAUGUUAUUGUAGAGUCACUUAACAAAAGUUGGUGUUUGUACUGUAGACUUAGUAUAGUGCCCCACCCAGCUACAGUAAGCUACUAUUCCGAUAAUGAUCAACUAUCAACAUGGCUUGCUCAACAUCAUGGAAUUUGCACUCAACAAGUUGUGUACUUAGUAGAGCUCUGUAUUAUAAAUAAAAGGGCAGUUAGAAGGUAGUAAAAAUGGACAUAAAGGCUUGGAUCCAAAAUAGUAAGAUUGCUAGUUAUGCAGCACCGGUGGCUAACCUUUGGCAAUCCCGAUGCUGUUAUUAAAUUUAUCAUAAUGGUCGGCCAAUCAAAUGGAUGGCUGAGAAUCAUGAGAUGUGCAUUCCACCGCAGCUUCAGUACCAAUCUAUUAUGAUAUAUUAGCUAACCUUUGGCAUGCCAGUCUGGCUUACACUUAUGGGAAAGGAAGUCUUUACAGCUAGAAUAUUAACUAAUCUUAGCUACAACCCUCACUCCCCAAAACUCUACUGAAUAUAUCUGUGAUUUAAUUGUGACCAAUAAAUUCUAUGAAAAAUAACUUAUCUCUAGCUCUUAUUUCCACAUCAGUACAUUUUCCUUGUUAUGUUGCGUUGAAUAACUUGUAAAUUUUUAUAUAAGCUUAUUCCCUCAUUGCUCAACAUUUAAAUAUUUGAAUGCAGUCACUAAGCUGUUAAAUGUGUUGUGGUGGUCCGCAUGUGAUCCUCUGGUAUAAAAAGGGUUGGGAACCACUGUGCUGUGCUAGAGGAAUAUACAAUUGUGUUCUGUCACCAAUAAACUGACAUGAAGGUGUGCCCUGCUUUGGGUAGUACUACUAAGCGGGUCCAUUUGGGUAGGAGUAUGAUAGUGGCACCAUGGAUGCUGGGUAGAAGGUAAGUAAUGCGUUAAAGAGAUAUUCUAAGCACCAAAACAACAUUAGCGUAAUGGAGUUUUGUCUAUAGAUCGUGUCCCUGCAGUAUAACUGCUCAAUUAUCUGCCAUUUAGGAGUCAAAUCACCUUUGUUUCUGUUUAGGCAGCCCCAGUCACACCUCCCCUGGCUGUGACUCACACAGCCUGCAUGAAAAACAAACUAAUUUUCAAUCAGAUGUGACAGCACAAUGUGUUUACUUUCAGGCUUUUUAAAUCUCCUGCUCUAUUAGUUGAAGUUUAAUCUCACACCGGAAGCUAUUAACAGAGCAGGAGAUAAUACAUUCUAAAUUAAACCUCCCAAAUGGAAGAGAAUUGAGCAGGUAGAAUACAGGGGGAUAAUCUAUACACAAAAACCACUACAUUAAGCUAACAUUGUUUUGGUGCCGAUAUAAAUAAUUUAUUUCUAGGUUAAUUCUCAUAUUUCAAGCACUUUAUUUGAUUGCGUGCAGAGAUAAGGUAAAGAGAACUGGUCAUACCAAGUCCAAACCAUUUAAAAAAUCUUUAUUAUUUUUCACAAGUUUUUGAUGUGAUAUUGCUUGUUCCAGAAGGAAAAUGAUUUUUUUGUAUCUGAUUUUUCAUAUAACUAUGGACUUAAUCCAAAUUCCCAUUCCCAUACAUUCCAGCUUUAUAGGACAUGACGGUUAAAAAUUGUUUAAAAGUAUGAUGAUCAUACACUUUUUUCCCCCCAGAAACGCAACAAAUUAUAAAUAGUUCUGUUUUUCUCUCUCUCUCUCUCUUUUUUUAUAUAUAUAUAGAAUGUGCUCAGCUAUGUGUAAUUUUAUAAGGAAACCAUUUUGCUGGUCUGGUGUAAUUAAAUAUGUUUAUAAUAUAUGAUAUAUAUUUCUGUCCUUGACAUGUCAUAUUCUUCAACUUUUCCAUUGACAGCUUGAUCUCUGACUAAUCAGUAUUCAUCAUUUAUCUUGCAGGAGUCUGGCAAAUAAUAAUCUUCAAUCAAUCCCAAAAGAUGUUUUCAAAGGCUUGGAUUCGCUUAGGAUUGUGUAAGUGCAAUACAAAAUAAUUUUGCAUCCCAAAGCUUAAUUGUUUAUCAAGUAAUGCAUUGUAUAUUUUUCAGGUCUAACGUUACAAAUAAUUUAUGUAACUGUCCUAUGAUUAGUAGACUUACUGUGUUAUGCCUCAUUAGUAGACCCUCAUUAGCUUUGGAAUAGAUUAUAUGAGUCUUAAGUCAAGGCCUUAAAACCCAUUGGGACCAGUUGACAAUGUAUUUCCCUGUUAAUCUUGAGUGAUGGAUCAGAAGUAGUGAUGUCCCGAACUGUUCGCCGAACAGUUCGCGAACGGUUCGCCACGGUUCGCCACGAACUCCAGUCAGCAGACACAUUCCAGCCAAUCAGCAGCAGACCCUCCCUCCCAGACCCUCCCACCUCCUGGACAGCAUCCAUUUUGAAGCUGCAUUCUUAGUGAGCUGUCCAGUAGGUGGGAGGGUCUGGGAGGGAGGGUCUGAUGCUGAUUGGCUGGACUGUGUCUGCUGACUGGAGUCCGCGGCCAACCGUUCGUGGCGAACCGUUCGUGAACCAUUCGCGAAAAGUUCGGGACAUCACUAAUCAGAAGACAACAUCAGUUUCAAAAACACCUCUUUGAACAAGGACCAAUCACACCUUCUUGGCUACAAGAAUUCUAAAAUUCAAAAAUUGUCACCAUGGAAACAUUGGAAUGCACCUGCUGAUAACACCUCUUUAGAACAAUACACCAAAAUGUCUUGUUAAAGGACCAUUAUAGUGCCAGGAAAACAUACUAAUUUUCCUGGCAAUAUAGUGCCCUGAGGGUGCCCCCACCCUCAGGGACCCCAUCCCGCCCGGCUCUGGAAAGGGGAAAGGGGUUAAAACUUACCUUUCUCCAGCGCCGGGCGGGGAGCUCUCCGCCUCCUCUCCUCCCAUUCGGCUGAAUGUGCACACGCAGCAAGAGCUGCGCACGCAUUCAGCCGGUCGCAUAGGAAAGCAUUUACAAUGCUUUCCUAUGGACGCUUGCGUGCUCUCACUGUGAUUUUCACAGUGAGAAGCACGCAAACGCCUCUAGCGGCUGUCAAUGAGACAGCCACUAGAGGCUUUGGAGGAAGGAUUAACCCAUUUACAAACAUAGCAGUUUAUCUGAAACUGCUAUGUUUAUAAAAAAAUGGGUUAACCCUAGCUGGACCAGGCAACCAGACCACUUCAUUAAGCUGAAGUGGUCUGGGUGCCUAGAGUGGUCCUUUAAGCAUAGUCCCUUACUUUCUUCCCCAAAUAAUUGCAACACAUUUUCUUUCUCAUCCUAUGCAGAUUAUAUUUCUUUAUUGUGUAUUUAGAAAACAUUCAUUUAUAGGAUGAAUUCUUCUCCCCUUUUUUUUUUUUUUUUUUUUUUUAGCAGGAAAUGAUUCAAAAGAAUGUUAUUUAAAGGGAUAGCACUAUAGCCACCCCAUCCCAUUGUAGUGCUUAUGGCGUUAUAGGCUGCCAGUUCUAGGUCAAGCUGUUGGCAAGCUGUUUGACUAAAACUAUUUGUCUGCAAAGCACCUAGAGCUUGCGCUCACCCUUGCACUGCCUUUUAAAUAUGGAUGAAAUUACUUUUCGUGAAUGAUACUUACCCCAAUAAUAAUACGGUGAGCAAAGGGAUGGCUCACAGGUGCCGCAUUACCACCAGUUUUUGUGACUCUGAACUAGUCCAAUGCCGAAUUAGGUUUUUAUUCUGACUCUAGUAUGGGAAGCACUAAGAGCGUUCAGCAUUACUAUGCUGUGUGUGAUGUCUUUCAGCUUUCUGAAGGUCAUUAUGAGGAAGCCAAAAAGUCUCUGAAGGAGUGUUCAAAGUGACAAAUGUCCAAAAAAAAGGACAGCAUCUAUGAACCAAUUCUUUGAAGGUGAAGUGGUUUCUUCUGCAGCCCUAUCCUUUUCCUCCAACGUCAAUCCCCUCUGAUGAGGGGAGGACAUGGGUAGCAUGGAGAGGGUGCUUUCAUUGGAUACCUAUUGACAGUACGCUGUGCAUGCUGAUAUCAUGUGUCCAAUAUGCACAGAAAUAACAUUAGCCUUCCGGAAUAGUUUUUUUUGGGGGCUGUUUAUUACAUACUAACAAUGCUGUGGGAAGUGGUGUUAGACCCCCGGCAGCAAAAAGGUUAAACUCUAUUUGCGAUACAUUUCAUGGUUAAACGCUGCACAUACAGGCUGCAGGAACCUUGACCAACUGUGAGUAUGUGUAUAUAUGCAUAUAUAUGUGUGUGCUAACUGAAUGGAACUUCAUUCCCCUUAGAUGGUACUUUAGUUAAAUAAAAAAGAUCACGUGCCACCUCGUGGUGAAGUGAAGAAGUCCAUUCCUUCUAUUUACUGUAGUAAAAUAUCAACCACUAAUUAUUGGUCGGCAUUUUGUAAAACUAAAAAGGCAAGGCACAAGAUUAUGUGGCUAACAAGUUGACAUUUAGGUUUUAAUAGUAGUUUCUGAUAAUUUCAAUUAAAUUUGAAUUUAUAACAAAUAUUUAACAUUUUGUAAUGUGAGAGGUAGUGGUUUUGUUAUCGUCUGUUUUAUCAGAAGACAAGUCAUUUAAUGUUGAUGUCAUGUAUUUGAAUCUUCAUGCUCACAAGAAAAAGUAAAACAUGUAGUUUUGUUAUUUAUUUGACUUUAAAGAAAGACAAAUAAUUGGCAAAUACUCUCUUAUCGGUAACAUGAACAGAACAUGACUUUGUAAAGGCACUCUUCCCUUAAGUGAAAAUAUUACAGAUAAGGAUAUUUUUGACAUUUAUACUGAAUUAAAUAAUAAAUAGACCAUUUAGCCAUUUCACUACUGAGAGCUUUCCUUAAAUUAAUAAAGAGAAGAUGUGUUUGAAAGACUGAAUGCAUAGUUAGUAUGUACGUCAAUGGUUAACUAGAAAUCAGCUGGUGUCUUUCAGAAUGCAAAUUCCAAAAAUGUUAUCACGAUAUAAAGUUUUUGACUGUAUCAUUAAGCUCACAUAAAUUAAAUGCAAUUGCCAGGCUACCAUAGACACCACCAGAGACCAAACACCUCUUAUAUUAAUGUCAGUCUAGGUCUAUAUAGGCUGUUAUUGCAGAGUACAUGUAUAGGGUGGCAUUUACCUAAAACCCAGCAGGCUGCUUUUCAGCAACUGUGUCCUUUUGAAACAGGUAGGUUUACGUCCAUUAGAGCAGGGUCUUCUUCACCUCUUGUAUCUGUCAACAUUAUUUUUAUCUAUUGAUUACAUUUAACCUCACUCCAUAAUUGUAAAGCGCCAAGGAAAUUGUUAGUGCCAUGGCGUAUAAUAUAAAGCCUAUUUAAACUCAAACUGAUAUUGACACAUAGAACUCAUACAUCCUAUCUGCAGUUUGAGCUCAAACCAGUAAUUAGCAACGAACAGAUGAAUUUACUGCCGGUUUCUGCUUCUCCACAUCUUUCAAUUUUAUUUAUAUUUUUGCAUGUAUUUGUGAUGUUUAUUAUGUAUUAUUCCUAGUUUAGUAUUGUUUUUUGUGGCUUUACAGAUCCUUGUAAAUCAUCACAACCUUUAAAAUAAUUCCUUUCUAUUUGAUGACAGUAACUUUUCUGUCCUCCUGGUGGCAGGGACGGAUUAACAUAGGGGCUGAUGGAGCUGCAGCUCCAGGCCCAGGCCCAGGCCCAUGGAAUAGGCCCAUUGAUUUAAAAAAAAAACCAAAAAACAAAUAUAUAUAUAUAUAUAUAUAUAUAUAUAUAUUUUAUUUAUUUUUUUCACACUACUCUUAGGGAUUCCACCUGGCUUUUAUUUUAUUGGCACAACCAGUAUUUGAGGCUGCCUGGCUGGUGCCAAUAUUGCAGUGAUAUUACAAAUACAAAUGCUGGUAUUUUUCUCAGUAUAAAUAAGAGAUUACUAUGCAAUACCAGCACUGGCCAGUAGGGGUCACUGUGUGUGGAGACAGGCAGGGAUAGGAAGUUCAGCAAAUCCCUCCCUGCCUAUCUAUACUCACUGAUCUGCAGGGGUGCAGCUACAGAGAGUCCAGACAGCAACUCCCACCCUGCAGAGACAGCCUACAGCUCAGGGAAGUAAGGGAUGGGGAAAGGCUGCAAGGAGACAUACACUGAGACACUAAGGGAAGGGACAUUGGGAGACAUUAUGGCAGACACUGAGACACUAAGGAGGGGCAUUGGGAGACAUUAUGGCAGACACUGAGACACUAAGGGACACUGGGAGACAUUAUGGCAGACACUGAGACACUAAGGGACAUUGGGAGACAUUAUGGCAGACACUGAGACACUAAGGGACACUGGGAGACAUUAUGACAGACACUGAGACACUAAGGGACAUUGGGAGACAUUAUGGCAGACACUGAGACACUAAGGGACACUGGGAGACAUUAUGCCAGACACUGAGACACUAAGGGACAUUGGGAGACAUUAUGACACAGACACAUGGGGACACAGUGUCCCUAUGUCUCCCAGUGUCCCCAUGUCUUCCAGCCAGUGUCCCUGGUGUCUCAGUGCCCCUUAGUCUCCCAGUGUCUCAAUGUCCCCAUGUCUCCAAGCUAGUGUCCCUAGUGUCUGUGGCCCUGGUGUCUCAGUGUCCCCAUGUCUCCCAGUGCCCCCAUGUCUGUGAUACAUAGGGACACUGUGAUACAUAAGGUCACUGGGAGAACUGGGGACAUGACACUAGGGGACACUGGGAGACAUGGGACACUGAGACCUGGAGUAAUCGACACAUGGGGACACUGGGAGACAUGGGGGCACUGGGAGGAAUCCAUCUAUACAGCAUAAUCACACUAAGUAGUUUUUUGGUGAUUUUACAGCAUUUUCUCUUAUGUCACUCCUUGUGAUUUACAUCAUGUGAUGUUACCCAUACAUAUUUAAUUAGUAAGGCCGGUAUGUUUUUCCAAGAAAGGUGGCAACGCUAACUACUUUUCACAUACUCUUACUUAAGUAUGGAAACAUAAGAGGGAUGUAUGGGAACAAAACUUGUGUGGACUGGCUGACAAUGAAUAUAGUUAAAGGGACACUAUAGUCACAAGAAUAACUACAGCUUAUUGAGUUAGUGUCAGGAUUACUGUUUGAUCCAGCACGUAGAACUGUACAGCACGUAUAACAAAUAAGUAACGUAUUACCGGUCCUUAGAAUGGCCGGAUUUAACGUACAAAGAAUAGUCAAAAAUACUAGCCGAGGUCAGGGAACACAGAAAGGGACACAGCGAUGAGGAAAGCCAGGAGUCAGGAUACCAGAAUAUAGAGAAGUCAAUAAACAAAGCCAAAGUCAAAAACCAGGUAGAAAACUAUAAACAGGAACGCGCUCUCAGACAACCACAAGGGAAACCACGACAGGGCACUGAGCAGGCUGAGAACUGGGCCUAAAUACCCCUCCUUUAGUUCUGAUAGGCUGUAACCGGCCUUUGACCCCAAAGUCAGUUACCAGGUUUCAUUUGCAUAAUUGCUGCUCAGCAUUAACCCUUCUGUGGAUUAGGUUGCUGCUCGGCACAACUUUUCCUGUGUGGACAGUAAAUGUCAUUAAUCACUUUUCUCUAAGCGGAUGAAUACAUGACACCAGGUUUCAUUUGCACAAUUACUGCUCAGCAUUAACCCUUCUGUGGAUUAGGUUGCUGCUCGGCACAACUUUUCCUGUGUGGACAGUAAAUGUCAUUAACCACAUUUCUAUAAGCGGAUGAAUAUGUGACAUUACCCCCACCUGAAGAACGCCCACCGGGCGGACAGGACCAGGCUUGAGAGGAAAUUUAGCGUGAAAAGCGCGGAUCUUACGGCCCGCAUGCAGGUCAGGAGCCGAAACCCAAGAACGAUCAGCAGGACCGUAACCUUUCCAAACAACCAAGUACUGUAAAGUGCCCCGAGAAAACCUAGAAUCCACGAUAGAAGAUACCUCAUACUCUUCCUGACCACCCACCACCACCGGAGGGGGAGGAACACAAGGAACAGUAUAUCUAUUGCAGACAAGAGGUUUGAGUAAGGACACAUGAAAAGUGUUGGGAAUCCCUAAAGAUGCAGGAAGAGCCAGAGAGUAAGACACUGGAUUGAUCCUACGAAGCACUCUAUAGGGACCAAGGAAUCUGGGGGCAAACUUCAUGCUAGGGACCUUAAGCUUGAUGUUGCGAGAUGACAACCAAACCCGGUCCCCCACUUGGUACACCGGGUUGGCACUCCUACGCUUAUCAGCAAAAUGUUUGAAGCGUUCAGCAGCAGCCCCUAGAGCAGUUUGAACCUUAACCCAGGUAUCCCGAAUGGAGGCCAGACGCUCAUCCAGAGCAGGAAUGGCAGUAUCAGAAAAUACCGCAGGGAGAACCGUAGGAUGCCUACCAUUAUUGACAAAAAUGGACUGUGCCCAGAGGAGUCAUGAACAGCAUUGUUUCUAGCGAACUCGGCCCACGGGAGUAGUUCGGACCAAUUGUCUUGUGUGCUAUUAAUAAAACAACGCAAAUAAACUUCUAAUGACUGGUUAGCCCUCUCAGCUGUACCAUUGGUCUGUGGAUGGUAGGAGGAGGAGAAGGAGAGAUCAAUCCCCAAUUGUUUACUGAACGCCCUCCAGAACCUGGACACAAACUGAGAGCCCCUAUCAGACACAAUAUUGUGGGGGAUGCCAUGCAAACGGACAAUUUCACGUAUGAAAAUUAGGACCAAAUCUUGCGAAGAUGGCAACUUCUUGAGAGGAAUGAAGUGAGCCAUCUUAGAAAAUCGGUCUACAACCAUGAGAAUAGUAGUGAACCCAGCAGAGCUAGGAAGCUCAACAAUAAAGUCCAUGGAUAGGUGGGACCAUGGAAUCUCAGGAACAGGAAGAGGCUGCAACAGGCCACAAGGAAGUGCAUGAGUCACCUUAGAAACUGCACACACAGAACAUGCCUGCACAUACUCCUUUACAUCUUUCCUGAGUGAAUCCCACCAAAAUGAUCUAGUGAUCGCGGCAGUGGACUUAUUGAUGCCCGGGUGUCCAGCAGUUAUAUUGUCAUGGAACACUUUCAUGAUAUUAACCCUUUCACAUAGGGGAACGAACAGUUUAUCACACGGUUUACCACUGGGCGCCUGAGGCUGGGCCUCCAGUAUGGUGCCAAGCAGUGGAGAAGACAGUGAGAGGACAGUAGUAGCAAUAAUACACUCUGCUGGAAUAAUAGGAGAUGUCAUCUGUUCCGGAGCUGACUCAUUAUCAAAUUGCCUGGACAAGGCAUCAGCCUUGGUAUUUUUAGAACCAGGUCUAUAAGUAAUGAGAAAGUUAAAACGUGAAAGGAACAGUGACCAUCUAGCCUGUCUGGAAGACAAACGUUUGGCAUCCCCUAUAUAUGCCAGAUUUUUGUGGUCGGUUAUGAUCAACAGGGGGUCCUUGGAACCCUCCAAAAGAUGUCGCCACUCCUUGAGGGCAAGAAUAAUGGCCAACAGUUCUCUAUUGCCAAUAUCAUAGUUGCGCUCAGCAGGAGACAUCUUUCUGGAGAAGUAGCCACAAGGAUGCAAUGGUGUUUCCUGGCUUUCUCUCUGAGAGAGAACAGCCCCUACCCCUGUCUCGGAUGCAUCAACCUCCAAUAUAAAAGGUUUACUGGUGUCAGGAUGUUUUAGUAUGUCCGCAGAGGCAAAUCUUUGUUUAAGAGUCUCAAAAGCAUUCACAGCCUCUUUGGACCAUACCGUGCUACUAACCCCUUUGCGAGUCAUAUUUGUGAUUGGGGCUAUUACAGAAGAAAAUCCCUUGAUGAAUCUUCUGUAAUAGUUGGCAAAACCAAUAAACCUUUGAAUGGCUUUUAAACCAGAGGGUAAUGGCCAGUGUAGUACAGCCUCUAGUUUUUUAGGAUCCAUUUGAAAUCCCGAUGCAGAGAUGUUGUAACCCAAAAAGUGGACUUCAGGCUGGUCAAAUAUGCACUUUUCUAAUUUACAAUAAAGUUUAUUUUUCAACAACGUCUGCAGAACCUGUUUCACAUGGGAGUGGUGAGUUUGAAGAUCAGGGGAAUACACCAAAAUAUCGUCCAAAUAAACCAAGACAAAUGAGUAAAUGAAUUCCCUGAGUACAUCAUUUAUAAAGUCUUGGAAUACGGCCGGGGCGUUGCAUAACCCAAAUGGCAUUACCAGAUAUUCAUAGUGUCCACUACGGGUAUUAAAUGCCGUCUUCCACUCAUGAUUCUCUUUAAUUCUAACCAAAUUGUAAGCGCUCCUAAGGUCAAGCUUAGUAAAUACUUUAGCUCCCUGAAGUCUAUCGAACAAUUCGGAAAUGAGUGGAAUAGGGUAUGCAUUUUUUACAGUGAUUUUAUUAAGUGCCCUGUAGUCUAUGCAAGGGCGUAACUCACCACCCUUUUUCUCAACAAAAAAGAAUCCUGCACCAGCUGGUGAGGAUGACUUUCUUAUGUGCCCUUUGCUCAAGGAUUCUUUGAUGUAUUCCUCCAUUAUUUUACUCUCCUGGGGAGAUAAGGCAUAAACUGCCCCCUUAGGUGGCAUAGCGCCUGGAAACAGGUUAAUGGCACAGUCAUAUGCUCUGUGGGGAGGCAAUACAUCGGAUUGAGCCUUGUUAAACACCUCCUGAAGUUCUCGGUAUUGUAUGGGAACUCCAGGAGUUUGGGGAGUGGUAGUGGGAAGGUCAAUAGUAUCCAAUCUCUUUAGUACUGGUUUUAUACAUCUCCCCAUACACUCUUUACCCCAUUCUAAUAUCUCCCCAUUAGCCCAGUCAAUAUAGGGAUUGUGCUUACUCAGCCACGGAAACCCUAAUAUGAUAGGACAUGAUGGAGAAGUAAUAACCUGAAACGUCAUCUCCUCCCUAUGGGAGGCCCCAAUGGAGAUCGUAAUAGGGACAGUUUCGUGGGUUAUAAGCGGUUGUGUGAGUGGUCUACCAUCAAUAGCCUCUACAGCUAGCGGCGUAGGUCUCUCCCUGACCGGUAUCUCAUUACCCCUAAUAAACUGUACAUCAAUAAAAUUUCCAGCAGCACCUGAGUCCAUUAGGGCACUGCAAGAAAACUUCUUGUUAUCAAUGGAAAUAGAUACCUCAAGGAGGAAUCUACUUUUGUUUUUGUUAGAGGACAACUCCAUCACACCUAAGAUCUGUCCCCUUAAGGUUCUUAGGUGCGGAAGUUUUCCGGACGCACUGGACAAUUAGUUAUCAUAUGUCCCUUUCUACCGCAAUAUAGGCAUAACCCCUCCCUUCUCCUAUACUGUUUUUCGGCCUCUGACAGUCUAGUGACCCCCAACUGCAUAGGUUCGGGUUCGGACUGUACAGGGAGGUUAGACAAAACAGGUUUAGAGAAUUGAGGUGCUAGGGACAUAGCCGUACGUCUGGUCUUGCUUCUGGUGACUUCUCUGAGUCUUAACCUAUUAUCAAUAUGCAUGACAAACGUAAUAAAUUCGUUAAGACUCUUAGGUAAUUCUUUAGCGGCUAUCUCAUCUAGUAUAGUCUCUGAGAGAAACAGAAUAACAAAGUGGGGGGUGCAAUAAAUAGAAUGAAUAGUACAAAAUAUAAAUACUUAUUCGUAGUAGUAGUAGGAACUUAAUCUGUAAAACACAAAAGUCCAUACAUAGUGUAAAACUGUAAAUAGUAGAAGUAAUAGAAGCAAAGGUAUUGGGUCACUCACAAUGAAUAGAGCCUAAAAUAGCAGGCUCUAGCUUGAUUGCAUGUGGAAAAUCAGCUUUUCCAGGCUAUUCAAGAUGUCCCCACAGUCUUCCUAUAGACACUGGUGCUGGAUUCCAGAUGUAGGAAAGAUGGACAAAAAGAAUUCUUCAGCUUUAAAAAGUAUUUACUUCAAUAAAAUAACAAGAUAAAUAAAAAUGUAAAAAUAUAUAACAUUUAAAACACAACGCGUUUCGACAAUAAGUCUUUCUCGAGUGUACAGUCCUCUUCUUCCGGCAUCCUUUUAAAUCUGUGCUACCGGAAAUUAGAUUUCCCGCCGAGUUUCACUUCCGGUAUGACGUCAUGACGUACGUUCCGUCGCUGCGUCAUGACGUGUCGGCCGUCAUUGCGUCAUUUCGUCAUUCCCAUGCGUCCAUUCGGCAACCCGGAAGUGACUGCAGGGCUCCAUUCAGACUGGGGGGACAUCUUGAAUAGCCUGGAAAAGCUGAUUUUCCACAUGCAAUCAAGCUAGAGCCUGCUAUUUUAGGCUCUAUUCAUUGUGAGUGACCCAAUACCUUUGCUUCUAUUACUUCUACUAUUUACAGUUUUACACUAUGUAUGGACUUUUGUGUUUUACAGAUUAAGUUCCUACUACUACUACGAAUAAGUAUUUAUAUUUUGUACUAUUCAUUCUAUUUAUUGCACCCCCCACUUUGUUAUUCUGUUUUAUCACGAUUUGGGAGUGUCUUUGAGUGAUUUUGAGACACUGGGGGUAGUUGCUAUUCUGUGUACAGCGCCAAUCCACCUAUAUUUAUUUCCUUUUGGAGGAAUAUUUCUUGUUUGUUUAUAGUCUCUGAGAGACCCUUUUUGAAUGCUGAGAUUAACCCAUUGUUAGUCCAGUCUACCUCGGAAGCUAAGGUACGGAAUUCAAUAGCAUAAUCCGAGAUAGACCGGUUACCUUGUCUGAUGUGCAUUAGGGCAGUGGAGGCGCCAUCCUCUCUACCCAAUGGCUCAAACGUGAGCUUGAAUUCGGCAAGGAAUUCCUGGUAAUUAUGAGCUAUGCUCCGAUUACUCUCCCACAACGGAUUAGCCCAGGCAAGGGCCUUGCCCUUUAAUUGAUUCAUUAGAUAACCAAUUCUUGCUCUGUCCGUGGGGAAUGACCCUGGUGAGGCCUCAAAAUGGUACUCCACCUGAUUAAGAAAACCCCUGCAUUCCUGGAUAUUGCCAUCAAACUGUAGGGAUGGUGAUAAGGAGAUGCAAGGAGUCCUAUUAACAGUGGGUGGAGGUACACAGGGUAGAGGUGCUAUAGGAGGAGAAGCUGCAGGCUGCAGAUGCUCCGUUCUAGCGAGAAGCGUACUUAAAGCCUGAGUGAAUUGAUCCAUGCGGUGAUCAUUCUCCUCUAAUUUCCUCUCGCAAGCAGCUAUGUGCUGACACAGUUCUACAGGAUCUAUGGCCAUGUCGUAAUGUCAGGAUUACUGUUUGAUCCAGCACGUAGAACUGUACAGCACGGAUGACAAAUAAGUAACGUAUUACCGGUCCUUAGAAUGGCCGGAUUUAACGUACAAAGAAUAGUCAAAAAUACUAGCGAGGUCAGGGAACACAGAAAGGGACACAGCGAUGAGGAAAGCCAGGAGUCAGGAUACCAGAAUAUAGAGAAGUCAAUAAACAAAGCCAAAGUCAAAGUCAAAAACCAGGUAGAAAACUAUAAACAGGAACGCGCUCUCGGACAACCACAAGGGAAACCACGACAGGGCACUGAGCAGGCUGAGAACUGGGCCUAAAUACCCCUCCUUUCUUUCUGAUAGGCUGUAACCGGCCUUUGACCCCAAAGUCAGUUACCAGGUUUCAUUUGCAUAAUUGCUGCUCAGCAUUAACCCUUCUGUGGAUUAGGUUGCUGCUCGGCACAACUUUUCCUGUGUGGACAGUAAAUGUCAUUAACUACAUUUCUAUAAGCGGAUGAAUAUGUGACAAUUAGUUCUGGUGAGUAGAAUCAUUGCCUUCAGGCUUUUUCCUGUAAACACUGUCUUUUCAGUGAAAAUGCAGUGUUUACAUUACAGCCUAGUGAUAACUUCACUGGCCACUCCUCAGAUGGCUGUUAGAGAUCCUUCCUGGGUCAUGGCUGCCUAAAAUGCAUCCAAACAUUCAGUAUCUCCACCCUCUGCAUGCAGACACUGAACUUUCCUCAUAGAGAUUCAUUGAUUCAAUGUAUCUCUGUGAGGAGAUGCUGAUUGGCCAGGGCUGUGUUUGAAUCAUGCUGGCUCUGCCCCUGAUCUGCCUCCUUGUCAGUCUCAGCCAAUCCUAUGGGGAAGCACUGUGAUUGGAUCAGGCCGCCACUUCUAAUGAUGUCAGCAGACUGCUUGUUUUUCUGAGUCUAACAGCGUGCAGAGUUACAGCUUCAGGCUUGAAUACAGUAAGAUUUUUACUAUAUUUAUGGAGGCAUGAGGGGCCCGGGGAGGUGGGGGGGGGGUGGGAGGUUAGAUGGUGGUGUUAACACUAUAGGGUCAGGAAUUCAUGUUUGUGUUCCUGACCCUAUAUUGAUCCUUUAAGGUAAUGCUGACUUUGGUCUCUCUAACACUGUAACAUGUUCCCUUUCUUCUAAACUCACUAGGGACAGUCCUUAGAAAACAUUGAGCGAGCGCAUCAUUAGAUGCAUUUAUGCCAAGCUCAGGGUGCUGUCUGCAUAGUAUGCCCUUAGUUGGCCAGCUGCAUGAUUGGCAGUCAGUCUGACAUGCAUUCAUGCCAGGCUGGCCUUCUAAUUUUGUGGGCAGACAUGUCCUCUUUUUGGGCAUGUUCGCCCCUUUUGGCAGGUUACGUGAUUUGUGCCAGUGGCACACCCUUUUACCAUGCCCAUUGACUUCCUGCUUGACUGGAUACUGCUGUUAGGGGUUAUGGAUUUACUUGAAAGAUGAAAACAUAAAUUAGAGGGAGAUUAGCCUAGGGUAUGUGUUUUCUUAUAGCUGCUUCUUUCUCUCCAGCACCAUCUCCAUCAGAUACAUGACGCUUGGGAGUGUUUUACUGUUUUUGGUCGAUAUGAUUCUUUAAUUAGGCCCGUCAUAAUUGUCAGCACCAGGCCCACUGGGCAGUUAAUCUGGCCCUGCCUGGUGGUGCUUUGCAGUACUGAGCUUUUAAGCAAUGAUUUAUAGUAAGAGCCUUUUUAUGAAAUAAUACACGCUGGCUAAAAUCAGUAGGAUUAUAGUUAUUCACAAUUUUUUUUUUUGUUCAAUGUUCAGAAUAUGCAUACUCUGGGGAUAAUUUUUUUUACAUAUCUAUAGAAUUUUGCCUGUGGCCUAACAGGUUUAAAACCAAAGAAAUAUGACAUAACUAGUACUUAUCGGAAUGAGCAGUAUCCCUUGUAAGAUAUGCAUUCCUAAAUGUCUACACUGAGCAGCCACACCAUUAAAACCACUGACAGGUGAAGUUAAUAACGUUGUUAAUACAAUGGCGGCUCUCAAGGGGUGGGAUAUAUUAGGUAGCAAGUGAACAGUCAGUUCUUGAAAUUCAUGUGUUGGAAGCAGAAACAAUGGGCAAGUGAAUAAAGUAACUUUGACAAGGGCCAAAUAGUGAUGACUAGUCGACUGGGUCAGAGCAUCUCCAAAAUGGCAAGUCUUGUGUUCCCGGUAUGCAGUGGUUAGUACCCAGCAAAAGUAGUGCAAGGAAGGAAAAACAGUGAAUCGACAUCAGGGUCAUGGACAUCCAAGGCACAAUGAUGCACAUGGGGAGCGAAGGCUAGCCCGUCUGGACUGAUCACAUAGAACAGCAACGGUAGCUCAAAUUGCUGAGAAACGUAAUGCUGGCCAUGAUAGAAAGGUGUCAGAACGCACAGUGCGGACUUAAAGGAUCUGCUGCAAAUAUCUUGGUGCCAGAUACCACUGGGCACAUUCAUAGGUCUUCUGGAGUCCAUGCCUCAAUGCAUCAGAGCUGCUUUGGCAGCGGGAGACGGACCUACAUGAUAUUAGGCAAGUGGUUUUAAUGUUGUGGCUGAUUAGUGUAUAUAUAAAAAAGAAUUUCUUAGCAAUAGCUUAGAAAUACUAAUUUAUUUGGAAAAACCACAGGCAUGGAGAUUAUUACUAGAAUACUGGAAAAACUUCUAGGCGAGGCAGUCUAAUUUUUUGAAAAGAUAUUACAAGAGAAAUACAUGUCUAAAACUGUAUCAGAUAGUAAGUGGUAUAGUAAAUAAAAGUGGACAGACAUGCAUGGAGGAUGCUAUGCGUGCAAUUAACAGAUCAUGUAUUAAGAGAUCAUGUAUUAAGCACAUGGAAAUAUGCCAGGCGAAUCUCCAGCUUUAAGCUGCAUGCAUAUAUAGAAAAAAUGAAAAUAAAACGUGACCACUGGUACUGGGUGUCUCAUCAAGAACGCACUGUAACUCUGUCUCAGAAAACAAAAAUGAUAUAAGACAACAUGUCAAGAGUAACAUUUAAGUGAAAUGGCGGAUGCCAUACACAUAAGACAGGAAAUCUUAGGUGGCAGGCCUGGAUUCUGCAAAGGUCACCAUCAUCUCAUUCCCAGUACAGGGAGGCCACUGGAACCAGCAGGUCAGUAAUGUGAGGCAGUUGCAGGGUAGGUGUGAGGCAGGGCUCCAGGCUGAUGUAUAGUCCAGCAUCUCUGGGCCAUGAACUCAGGAACUUCUGGUGACCGAGUUCCUCCUGUUUAUGGAAGUGCAGGAGGGCCUGAUGGUCAGUUGCCGCUUAUGGUGUGCGGUCCUCCUCAGGUGUGGUGAUGCAUCCCAGUUUUGCUAAUGUGAGGAAGAGCAGGAGUAUACACAGAUGCUAUGUCCGACAGGGGCCCUCUCAGUCUCAGUCGCCAGCUCCCCUGAUCACCUGCCUUAGGGAGAUGUAGUGGUUCUCUUUUCUCUGGAUCCCCCUAGCGCUCAGACCAGGUUUCUUGUGUGCAGCUCUGUAGUACAAUAGUACCACUGACUUAAUCUAGAAACGAGAAGGUCGGCCGACUCUCCCCGGCUCCAUCCCCAGUAGGCCACAACAGAGAAGUCAGUUCCUCUGCAAAGUACAGUCACAAUUCAAGUGUCAGAGAGGUCACAUGGGAGCCCCCAACAUAGAUAGAGCUCUUUGGUGAGUGUAUUUGCAAUUUAACUGGGGUUGGCACUCCAAAAUAGAUUUACAGAAACUCGUGCUCAACAACACAUCUGCUCUACAUGGAAGCUAGGUUCCGCCCCCCACUUUCACUAGUACAUUUUAUCUCAUUCCAUCACCUUAAUUAUCUCUUUUCUUCAUCUAUUUAUUAACUAUUACACUAAUUUUGGGGAAAAAAAACAGAGUGCAAGAUCAAGGGACGUUGCUUUAGAUGCAAAAUGUCUUCUUUAUAUUUAUUAAGUUGUGUUUGAUGUCAACGUAAUGUAUUUUUGACCUUGCGUUCAAAAUUACGCAAUCUGUCCGUCUGUCUUGAUGCCCUUUGUACUUGUUCCUCAUUCCUAAUAAAAAUGUAUAAAAACAAGAAAUAUGUAUAUAUAAAAUAAAAACAUACUUUUUUUUUUCACUUCAAAUAUUCUAGGUCUCCUCUAAACAUGUAGGAAAAAAACCCCAAUACAUUAGGUUAUUAAUAUAAAACAGUAUAAUGACAUUUUAAAAUGUAAUAUUACAUAAUCAUAUUUUUCUCAUGUUCUAACUGAAUGCUUUGGAAUUUUUAGAGAUCUUCGAGGAAAUUCAUUUCACUGUGAUUGCAAACUGAAGUGGUUAGUAGAGUGGCUGGACAGAACCAAUGCGACGGUGGAACAAAUUUACUGUGAAAGCCCCCCCGAAUAUAAAGGGCGUAAAAUCAAUAGCCUUUCAGCCAAGGAUUUUGACUGUAUAACCACAGGUACUGCAUUUUAAAUGUUUAUUUGCAGGUAACAUAAAAUUGUGCAUUAGUUAGCGGGGAGUGGGGGAAGGGGGUUCACUAAAAUGUAGAUUACAGUAGAUUAAAAUCUGAAUGAGAAAAUGAAGUCAGAAAUAGGUGAUCUAGAACAUUUUCAUCCUAGCUAUAGUCCAUUAUUUUAACCAAUAAGAUACAGUUCAGAAAAAAAUGAAUAUAACCUUUUAUAUACUAGAUCAAGUAUAGGCAACCUUCUCCACUCCAGAUGCUGUGGACUACACCUCCAUGGUGCUUUGCAGGCAUGAGGUCUGUAAGAGCAUUGUGGGAGAUGUAGUCCACAAUGUCUGGAGUGCCAAAGGUUGCCUACUCCCGUGCUAGAUUAUAAGAAACAUUUAGCUUCUUUGAUUUAAGGCGUGAUAAAUGGCAUCUCCUAUAUUUAGGAUAUGUGUAAGAACAAAACAGCAAACCCCAGUUAUAUGUGUGUGAUAAGUGUCCUAUUAUAGAAUUACAGAUACUGGAGGGAUAUUGGUUCUUUUAGAAAAAUAUUAAACAUUAGAAACAAUAUAAAACAUAGCCCAGAGGGUGAGGCUGAAGACCUGAGGAUUUGGUCCAUUGAUACUUCUAGGCCCUGAUAAUCGAACAACAAAAUACUUACUAGAUUACUAACAGGGAGUGCCCAAAUUGAAGAGUUUCUGGAUGAUUUUGCUGGUUUCCUGUUGAGAACAUUAAAAGUGGAAAACCCUAUGAACUUUCUAUGUGUUACAGAAUUUGCAGCCUACAAGUCAUUACCCUUUCAGUCCUUGUCCGUGGAUACUUUCACCUACAUGAAUGAUGAAUAUGUAGUGAUUGCUCAACCUUUUACUGGUAAAUGUAUUUUCUUGGAAUGGGACCACGUGGAAAUGUCCUUCAGAAAUUAUGAUAACAUCACAGGUGGGUAUCUAUACAUGUUGCCACUUCUAAACAGCUUCAAAGAAACACUUCCACCCCGAUAUGAACUCAAGCUUGUUUAAGUUGUUUUGGCGGCUGGGGUGUCUAGGUUCCGUAUUACCUUCAGGGUUUAAACCAUUCUGUGAUGGUCUAACCGUGAAGUUGAGGCUCUGGUGCCCAGCACUUUUGCCUCCCGGCUUCCUUAUUCUUGGUGUUGAGUAUGAGCUGGGCGACCGGUAAUAGGCUGAAAGCAUCAGAUAAAGCUUGCAACCUUAGACUAGCCUUCCAUUGAGAGUAAUAGCACUAUAUUAUACAUUGAUAGGCUGAAAGUGUCAACCAAAGUUGAGGUCUAUAUAUUUAUGUUAGCAUUAGGUAUUAGAGUUGUUAUAUGUAUUAUUUCACAUGUAUACCAUAAUACAUUUGUAUUAUGCAGUUAUUUCAUUUUAUAGCUUGCAGGUUCUGUUUUUAGAUAACAAAUCAUUGUAAUUGUAAGUUAGUUGUGGAUAUUGGCUUGUAAAGAAUUAUGGAAACCGAAGUCUAACAACUGUUGGAAACUAAGUUUGGAAAACCCUUUUUAAAGAAGCACUAGAUUGUCACUGAAUUAAAUACCUAGAACCCAAUCUAAUUCUUAUUCUUUCUAUGCCCAUAGGAACAUCUACAGUGGUCUGCAAGCCUAUAGUGAUAGAGAAACAAUUAUAUGUUAUUGUGGCUCAAUUGUUUGGAGGUUCCCAUAUUUAUAAGAGAGAUAUUUUUGCAAACAAAUUCAUCAAGAUUCAAGACAUUGAAAUUCUUAAAAUCCGAAAACCAAAUGACAUUGAAACUUUCAGAAUUGAAGACAAUUGGUACUUUGUUGUGGCUGACAGCUCAAAAGCUGGUUUUACAACAAUCUACAAAUGGAAUGGGAAUGGAUUUUACUCUCACCAGUCGGUUCACGCGUGGUACCGUGAUACAGAUGUGGACUACCUUGAAGUAUCCAACAAACCUCAUUUGAUUCUGUCAAGCAGUUCUCAGCGCCCAAUUAUUUAUCAGUGGAACAAAAAAAAUAAUGAGUUUUUUAAACAUAUAGAAAUUCCAGACACUGAGGAUGUGUAUGCAGUCAAGCAUUUCGCUAUUAAAGAUGAUGUUUAUCUUUGUCUAACCCGAUUCAUUGGGGAUUCCAGAGUGAUCAAAUGGGAAGGUGGAUCUACAUUCCAGGAUGUACAAAGAAUGCCAUCACGGGGAUCCAUGGUGUUCCAGCCUAUCGAGAUCAACAGUCAUAAAUAUGCAAUUCUUGGGAGUGAUUACUCCUUCACUCAAGUCUUUCACUGGGAUUCCGAAAAAGGAAAAUUUGCUAAAUUUCAAGAGCUGAACAUACAGGCACCCAGGUCUUUCACUCACGUAUCCAUUGACAAACGCGAUUUCCUUUUUGCUUCAAGUUUCAAGGGAACUACGCAGAUAUACGAACAUGUAAUAAUUGACCUGAGCGCCUAGCCAUCCAUAGUUUAAUACUGAAACAAUAGACAUUAUACAAUGGACAUGAUGAACUAAAUGCAUGGUAACUCUUUCUCUAAUCAAACUUCUGGAUGACUGGCUUUGAAGGGAAUCUGUCAAUCAAGCAGUGUUCUGGAGGAUCAUGCCGAGCUUUGCUUUCCCAUGGGGUGAGCUGAGGCUUUUUAAGAUUCAUUGGAAACUAGUCCACUAAUGAAGGUAUUAUGUAUAUAAAAAGCCUUUGGCUUUCUGAGACCAAGACUUUUGGGUGAUAUUUAAGGUCGAGGCUCCAUGAUGAACAUAAAAUCAUUGUGUAAGAAGAACUGCUACAAAUGUAUACAUCUGGAGGAAUAUUGGUUUAUUAUCGAAACCAGGAAUUGUCAGGAAUGACCAUGGAAUAGCCUAUUUAAAGUCAAAUGCUGGAAUAAUAGCGGAGUUUCCAAAUGUCUUCAAUCUAGCUAUUAUGUCAUAACAUUUUCAGUUACCUGGUAAAUUUAUGGAAAUUGCCAGUUUACUGAAAAACCCUGAUAAUGUUUUUAGAUUUGGUAGCCAUUUCCCUUAUUGCUGUCACAGACAUAACCUCAUUUGUAAAUAAACAUAGGUCAGAAAUAGCAAUUGAGUUGGGACUUGUUUUUUAACUCUUCAAUUUACGUCUACAUUUUGCAAGGUAAUAUAUCAAUGAAAUAGGCCUUUGUAAUGUGAGGAGGGAUUACCAAGUGUAACCUCCAGCCUUUUCUUGUAUAUAUGUUAAUGUUUACUAGCAGUUCUUUUAACACAAAAAAGUAAUUUUUUAAUACACCACUGGAGGUAUUGGUGGAAAGACAGGUUAAUAUCGAAGCCUAGGGAUUCUACAAAAGAAGCAUUACUCGUAAGUUUAUUAGUUGUCAUGUUUAGUGUUUUCGGGAGGGUUCAAACUUUUUAAAACCUUAAUAGUUUUACUGGUCUUUGCAUUAACAGUUUGUAUAUAUUGGUGCAAUAUGCAUAUGUUCAUCUAAAGAGAGAAAUAUAAAUAUAUGUAUACUUUUUCCAUUUAUUUAUUCACCUGUUUAAAAUAAAACUGCCAAAUAAAAUGUUUA